AUGAAACGCACAGGUAAAUUCAUGUCAUUAACUACUUACAGAGGAAUUCACGAUGUGACCUCAUAAAGAUAAAUUGCGUUCAGGGUAGAUUUUGUUAUCCAUUAGAAUUUAGAUUUGUAGAUAUACUAUGCAAUAUUUGCACAUUUGAAACUAUCCUACGCAAUUAAUUCUAUCCAACUCGGCCUUCUGUAAGCUGACAUGAUACUUGAUCUUCUAAGUGUCCACAAUUUAUCAAUUCAUUUAAUACCAAUUGUAAAUGAAAGAAAUACAAAAGAGUAUGUUAUUAUUAACAUUUUGAAUCUCCAGCAACAGACAUAUAUACUGAUAACAGCAAAUGUUCUUCUAAAGCAACCUUCGGCACUCCAGAUGUGGACUACAUCCCCCAUAAUGCUCUUACAUCCAUAAUGCUGGCAAAGCAUUAUGGGAGCUGUAGUCCAAUACAUCUGGAUUGCUGUAGGUUGCCUAUGCCUAUUCUAAAGAGUCACAUAUUGACUUAUAAUGUGAGUCAAGGUAAUGUAAGACGGCAAUGAACAUUAUAAGUCAUCAACUCAAACUGGAAAAGAUGGGGACCAAGAAUUUAAUACACAUUAAAAACGAUAAUUCACCGGGGUGUCAUCGAGGCUAUAGCUGUGCAACACUUCUACUCCUUUUAUUGCUAGACUUCAACUCUUUUCACUUCUGAGCUCUGGUUAACGGUGGUGCAUGUUGUAUCACAUUAACCUCUGUAAGGAUACAUUCUUUCUUCCGGUUCUUUAAAUAAAGCAGGGAAAAAACUGCUUUAAAUAACUGCUGCCUUAUUUCUACAGAUAUUUGCUUUAGUUGUACUAUGCAAUUCCAGUUUAGUAACUAACUAAUGUAUAUUCCACCGUUUGCUGUCAGAACAUGUCAUUUUUUUUUGUGUAAAACUUUAUUAUAUAAAGGCAGUAUAAAAGUGACCACAGUGUUUUCAUAUUCAUUAUUGGGCAAUUGUGAGUGUGUUUUGAAAAUGCGAUCUGUUAGAUCAUUGUAAUUGUGUAUGUGCACCCUAGCCUUUUCAUUUUCUGUUUUCCUCAUUAAGAGGUCUGUUUAUUCUGGGUGAUAAACAAUAAGUGGUUCAUUUCAGAACAAUUCACUUUUAUUCAAGUGAACUACAGUUACAGAUUCCAGAGAAUUUUUGUAGCAAAUAGUAUGCUGCAGCAAAGGGGAGGAGUCAGUCACAGCAAGGGGAGGUGUGGCCCAGGCUGCAUAAAUAAAGUGAUUUAUAAAUGACAGAGAACUGAGUAUUACGACUGUGGUGUCAUCUAUACACCAAAACGACCUUAUUAAAGGACCACUAUAGUGCCAGGAAAACAUACUCGUUUUCCUGGCACUAUAGUGCCCUGAGGGUGCCCCCACCCUCAGGGUCCCCCUCCCGACCGGCUCUGGGGAGAGGAAAGGGGUUAAACUUAACUUUAUUCCAACUCCGGGCAGGGAGCUCUCCUCCUCCGAUCCUCCUCCUCUCCUCCCUUUCGGCUGAAUGCGCACGCGCAGCAAGAGCUGCGCGCGCAUUCAGCCAGUCUCAUAGGAAAGCAUUUACAAUGCUUUCCUAUGGACGCUUGCGUGUUCUCACUGUGAUUUUCACAGUGAGAAUCACGCAAGCGCCUCUAGCGGCUGUCUAGUGGCUGUCAAUGAGGAUCUGAGGGCUGGAUUAACCUAUUUAUAAACAUAACAGUUUCUCUGAAACUGCUAUGUUUAUUAAAAAAAAGGGUUAAUCCUAGAGGGACCUGGCACCCAGACCACUUCAUUAAGUUGAAGUGGUCUGGGUGCCUAGAGUGGUCCUUUAAACUAACGCUAUUUUAAUGCUUAGAAUAUCUCUUUAAAACAUACACUAUAGGAGUGGUUUUCCACCAAAGUAUACCACAAACACAUUUACUUCAGGGCUGUAAUUAUUGAAUGCAGUCCUUAAUAUGUAUUUGUGUGUGUGUGUGUGUGUGUGUAUGGUUUGUUUUUAAAUGUGUCAGCAUUAAAAUUGGGAUUCCUAUCUGUCAAUUCCUUAAAACUAGUACUUGAGAUUGGCUAGAAGUUAUGUUUGAUAAGUAUCCUUCUAGUAAUGCUUCAAGUACAUGUUACAUUUAUAACUUGCUGAUGAAGAUUAAAGCAAUAAUAAAAGUUGGUGUGCUCUUGAAAUUCUUCGCUCUGUGCACCUUGGUGCAAAAAGAUUGGGACAAUGCAUAGGUACUGCAGUAAGGAGGUGGAGAGUAAGAAGCAGAGAUAAAUGUCCGAUUAGGGUGUAUUUCAUAAGCAGUGUAUUGGAGAAAGUCCACAACUACUAGCAAAAUGAAGGCUAAAAUAGCAAAGUUCAUAAUGGAAACUGAUACAUUUAAGACCAAUGCGAUCUAUAGGAAUGUUAAUUAACUCUUAAGCCCUGCUUAUGUAACACCUCUAAAGCUAAUGGUUUUAUUCACAGAGGUCUGUUUAAUGCAUCGUCUACUCUUACAGAAGGUUUAAAUACCUCUAAUACCUCUGGUUAGGAGGUUGUUCUCCCAGCUGUUGAUAAUUGCAAAUCCCAUGAUCAUUUGGCAUCCUCUCAGUAAGAAAGGCAUGGGAGGUGUAGUUCUGAAAAACCUAGGAAUCUUCUUUUUUGGCCACCUCUGCUCUAAACCCUGGUUUCUCAAACUCCACAGGCAGGUGGUAUGCCAAGAGCUGGCUGGCUGCCACCUUUGAGUUCCCCAGGAUGUGGCCAGUUGGGGGAGAAUGGAGGCAUAGGCAACAAGGGAGCUGUGUUCUGCUUGAUCUUUCAGCACUGCUCCCACUUGCGCCCUCUGGUGAAACCAAGAGCCGGGUUAUGACAUCACUCCAGCCACUUCAUCACUAAUCAGUGCACAAAGGAUCAGUUCUGGAAAAGUACACAAGGCCCCCACACUGGACCUCAGUGUAAGGUUCCUCGCUGGACUCUAAGGAAAUGAUCCACUCCAGCUCUCCUAAAGGUAGAGAGGCUGAGUGAAUUGAAAUAAAAAUAAUUUGUGUGUGUGAGAGCAUGUGUAUGUGUCUAUAAGUGAAUGUGUGUGUGUGUGUUUUUAAAUCGGUGAGCUUGUGUUUGUCAAUCCUAUGUAAAGUAAUAGAGGUCCAGGCACUCCUUGGUUCAAGACAGGCACUUUAUUAGGAACCACAACAGCAACGUUUCGACACCAAGAGGUCUUUGUCAAGGUCUGUUGUGGUUCCUAAUAAAGUGCCUGUGUUGAACCAAGGAGUGCCUGGACCUCUAUUACUUUACUAAUGUUUGGAAAUCUGGUGUUUGAUUCCGGCUCAGCAAGCACCCUGGCUCAGAUUUGUGGGAGUGAGUGCAGUUCCACAUAUACUAUUCAAGGUUUGUCAAUCCUAUGUCCUAUGUGUGUAAAUGUGUGUGUGUCAGUUUCCUUGUGUGUGUGUUUGUGUCCUCCUGUGUGUAAAUGUGUGUGUGCUCAUCAGUAUCCUCUGUGUGUAAAUGUGUUUCAGUGUUCACUGUGUGUGUGUCAUUGUCUGUAUGUAAGUGUGUGUGUCUGUCAGUGUGUCAAAUUAAGUGUGUAUUAUAUUUUCAUGUUGUGCCUUUUAUACUUCAAAUGAAUAGUUCGUACACUCAUCCUUACAUACAUAAUCACAUUAUGUCCAAAAUUUCUUUUAAAAAUAUUCUUUACUACCUUUAAUCAGGCUUGUUCUCAAAUAUGGGAUUAACUUAAAUAUCCAUGUCUACACGUUUCAUUUAAAAUUUAAAUCAAUAUAAAUGACUUUUUCUCGAGGCAGGGGUAUUUAGGAUUUAUUUAUUUUUAGACCUGCAUGGGUACUUUUAUGUAAAGGGUUACGAAAACACUGCUCUAAGCCAUAGAAAUAAAACUGAAAAAUUACUAUACUUUUUGAAAUCAGAGACCUUUGAAUUAACUCCACUCUAGACCACUAAACAAUUUUAGCUUGCUGAAAAGCUUUGAAGAGUGUGUCCUCUGUUUUUCAAUAGAAAUUAACACUUUUAUAAAUCAACAUUGUGACAGAUCAUCCUGUCACCUACGGAUUGUAAUGGACUCGCCAACCACCUAUCUACUCCUGAGGGAGCUAUAUUCACAAUAUUUUCCCUUCGCAGCUGUACCACCACUCCAGCGCCUUUACUGGUGGCCUUCUACAAGAUCAUAGACCUGCAGGGAGGCUCCUGAGGCAUGACACGUCUGAACAAAAGCAACCUCCAAAAAUCCCGGAACUCUGGCUCGGAUUGCGGAUCAUCCAAGGUUCACUAAAACUUUGUCCUGAAGGCUCUUCAUUCCAGAGCCACCUAGCAGGGUGCUUUUUGGAGGGGCGAUAGAGGAGUUGGUAUGGCAUCUAAGGAUACCCAGGACUUGGGGGAGCUACAAGGAUUCACGUAAAGCACCGAUGUUUUGGGUGUCCACCCAGCCUCAUGGAACUCUGCACUGGAAAUGAGGCUAGCCGUGGCCUGCUGAAACGUUUACUUCCAUCCAAAUCGGGAUGGGCACCUCUGAUCUGAGCGCUUUUUAGACAGAGUAGGUGCUCCAAAGAGAAACUCCUGGGGACAUCAUUGGUUUGGGGAUGUGGGCAAGGAAACCCCAUGUUUUAUGUGAAAUUGUGUAUUUCGCCGAUGUGUCUGGGCGAUAAGUAAAUAACCUGCUCAGGUACAGACACCUAGGAACCAGGUAUGUUACAAUCCUCAUUGUUCUCCUGGGGACCUCUUGUUGAGGACACAGGUACAAAAGCGUGUGUUUUUCCUGAUAAAACCAGUUCUUUACGACACUAAGUCUUGGCUAGUGAUUAGGAUGAAUUUGCUAAACAGGUAUAACACUGGGAUAUACUGGUAGCAAUAAACAAUAAGGGAAAGGGCAUCCUUAGCCCUGCCUGUCAAUUAGAUAACUGACAAUAUAACCUCCUUGUUUGGUUAGCUCAGUGGAACUAAACUCAAAAGGCAGCAACUGCCUAAAGCAUCUGCCUUGCAAAGAUUUCUCAUAGAGCUGCAUUGGGAAGUCUGUGAUUGGACAGCUACAUAGUAUUAGCAGGGUUUGAAUGGGAGGGCUUGCAAAGGCAGUAGACAAGAGAUUUGCAUGUAUUUAGAUUUACCCCCGAUGAAAAAAAAAUGCAUAAUUAAAUGCAUGCAUGUUUUCAUUUGGGUACAUCUACUAAAUAAUAAUUUUUAUUUAUUUUUUAUUUGUGUAGUAGAGUGUCCCUUUAAGCCAAAACUCUAUCAACAUUGAACUUUUCAGUAGAUGAUUUGUAUUCAUACUGAUCAACAAAUUCUCAUGGAUGAGUGUGUUUUUACCUAACUUAGAAGUGGACUAAGACCACUUGGGGCCCCAGGAAAUAUUUACAGUAACAAGGUUAUCUAGAGCCAAUAUAUACAAUCAUUACACUAUUUUAAGUACUCAUUUAAAUUAAGACCACAUUAAGUAGCACCACGAAAAUCUUGUGAAAACAAACUUAAAUAAUUAUUAAUUUUAUUUGGGUGCUCAAAAACAAAUGUUUCCUUAAUGGAAAACCACACUUUUCCCCCCUCAUAUUUUCUGUUUAUAUUGUCCUUUUUUCCCAAAAUUGUCAGAUUGCCAUGUUUAAUGGGGACAGAUAUAAAAAUGUAAUGCAAUUAAAUAAGCUGUAAAUGUAUUCUUUAUUCUCCCUUUCCUACUUUUAAAAAAAAGUUUUAAAACCCAUGGUCCCACUGACGGUGAUCAACUAGUGAGGUGUUCGGAUGUGACUGGUGACAAAACUCCCAGAAUGCUUAGCACAUAGCAAGAUUUUCCCGCCAAAUCCUGAAUUUCAUGAGGAGCAACAUGAGAAACAGUUGUGUGACAGGCAUGAAAUGAGAGAGAGAGUGUCAGCUCUGUGCCAGGUCUGGGCUGUGUGUGAGAGAGUGUCAGCUCUGUGCCAAGCCUAGACUGUGUGUGAGAGAGUGUCAGCUCUGUGCCAGGUCUGGGCUGUGUGUGAGAGAGUGUCAGCUCUGUGCCAAGCCUAGACUGUGUGAGAGAGAGUGUCAGCUCUGUGCCAGGCCUAGACUGUGUGUGAGAGAGUGUCAGCUCUGUGCCAGGUCUGGGCUGUGUGUGAGAGAGUGUCAGCUCUGUGCCAAGCCUAGACUGUGUGAGAGAGAGUGUCAGCUCUGUGCCAGGUCUGGGCUGUGUGUGAGAGAGUGUCAGCUCUGUGCCAAGUCUGGGCUGUAUGUAAGGGAGUGUCAGCUCUGUGCCAGGUCUGGGCUGUGUGAGAGAGAGUGUCAGCUCUGUGCCAGGCCUAGACUGUGUGAGAGAGAGUGUCAGCUCUGUGCUCCCUAGGUCUGGGCUGUGUGAGAGAGGGUGUCAGCUCUGUGCCAGGCCUAGACUGUGUGAGAGAGAGUGUCAGCUCUGUGCCAGGCCUAGACUGUGUGAGAGAGAGUGUCAGCUCUGUGCCAGGCCUAGACUGUGUGAGAGAGAGUGUCAGCUCUGUGCCAGGUCUGGGCUGUGUGUGAGAGAGUGUCAGCUCUGUGCCAGGUCUGGGCUGUGUGAGAGAGAGUGUCAGCUCUGUGCAAGCCUAGACUGUGUGAGAGAGAGUGUCAGCUCUGUGCCAGGUCUGGGCUGUGUGUGAGAGAGUGUCAACUCUGGGCCAAGCCUAAGAGACUGUGUGAGAGAGAGUGUCAGCUCUGUGCCAGGUCUGGGCUGUGUGUGAGAGAGUGUCAGCUCUGUGCCAGGUCUGGGCUGUGUGUGAGAGAGUGUCAGCUCUGGGCCAGGCCUAGACUGUGUGAGAGACAUAUUCUGUGUCAGACCUGGACUGGAAAGUGUGAGAUACAUACUCUGUGUCAGGCCUGGACUGGACUGUGUGAGAGACAUACUCUGUGUCAGACCAGGCUUGUGUGUGUGAGUGAGAGACAGCUUUCGCUGGGCUUUUACUGUGUGAGUGAACUUAAUCUGUACCAGGACAGCCAUCUGCCAUGAGCUGGGCCCACCGUGUGUGUGAGAUGAGAGAGGCUGCCUUGGUGUACAUGGACAGGAGUGGAGGUCUGGAGAACUUUAUCCAGGACUGCAAGAAAUACAAUGGUACAAAGCCUACAAGACAAAUUAACUACAUGUUUAUAGAGUGGAAAUCUAUGUGAAAAUUCAAAGAUAUAAUACUGUACAAAAAAUGCUUGGAACAGUCUUUCUUUGGAAGUGGCAAGAGAGGGGACCUGAUCAAACCUGAUCUAACAAAGAUCUAACAAAUGGAAUAAUCUUUUGUUAAAAUUCUCAAUAUGGGGGGGCUAACCCGGGGGUGGUGCAGUGCCAGGCACUGGAGAGUCCCUUUAAUAGGGAAUUAUGGAGUGGGUGACAGCAUUGUAACAUGGGUGUGUAGUGCAAAAGCAAAUACAAACAUACAAAAUAAAACUCCCACUACUACUGGGCGGCAACAAUGGCUUUAAUACACAUGGGCUCCAGGGAGAAUUCCUUCCUACUUCUGUUAGCUCCCCUUCAUUAACGGAAAUGGUAGGCACGCGCUACUUGAGCGUGCCAGCCUCCCCCUUCCUCACAUGGCGUGCGUGCAUGUUGUGGCGCGAGUGUGCACGAGCCGGCUCACGUGUGCACGUGGGAACCAAGUCAAUGAGAAGCCUCUGAUUGGUUAUUUCAAUGUGAAGAGACUGAAAGUCUCUUCUGGGAGAAAAGGGGGAGGAACUUACAAAGGCUGCAGUCACAAGAACUGCAGAAUUUGUAAUCUAUUUUAGACUUUUUAUAUAUAAAAAUAUGCAUGCAUGUAUUAAUUGGGGGCAUAUCUACUAAAUUGUGGGGGUGAGUUGGAUAAGUGGAGUGGUCCUUUAAUGAAUCCGUUUUGGUGUAUAGAUCAUGCGUCUGCAGUCUAACUACUCAAUUAUCUGCCAUUUAGGAGUUAUAUAUAAAUGUUAUAUAUGUUUAUGCAGCCCUAGUCACACCUUCCUGCAUUUGACUCACACAACCUUCCUAAACAAAUCUUGUAAACUUAGUUUUUAUGCUUACACUUCCUUUAUUGCUUAUUUUGUUUAAUUUAGAAUAUCAUAUUCACUGCAUUGUUAAUAAUCUGCUAGAUCCCGCAGGAGCCUUGUAUGUGUGAUUAAAGUUCAAUUUACAGAGUAGAAGAUAAAAACUAUUAAAAUGAGUUAACAUCUGAAUAAAAAUGAAACCAUUUUUUUAUCAUGCAGGCUGUGUAAGUUACAGCCAGGGAAGGUGUGGAUAGGGCUGCAUAAACAGAAACAUGAAGCAGCAACCCCUUUCAUAUAUGUUUAGGAGCUUACAAUCAGAUUAAUAUAUAUAUAUAUAUAUUAUUAUGCUCUAGCAGCUAAAAGAAUAAUACAGUUGGUGCUAUUGAAUGUCAUACAGUGGCGUGCCUACCACGGUCACUCCAGGCCACACGUCGGACCCCUGCAACCGUGGGCCGCCUGCAUACCUCCUGGGCCAAUGCAUAGCCGCACCAACCCUGGGCCCACUCUUGCCAGCUGAGCUGUGCUGCUACCCUCCUGCUGGCAACCGAGGACCCUGGGCUGGUGCGGCUGUAGCUGGUAACCGCAGCUUUGAGCAGGGACAUGAGGACAGGGUGGAGGGGGGGUGGAUGUCGCACAUGCAUGGACUGGGGGUUGGGGAUGUCACACAUGCAUGGCCGUCUUUAACAUUGAUUGGACCCUGGGCAAGCAUUUGCUUGGGCCCCUUGGAUCCUGCCCCCCCUCCCCCUCCACACACACACUUCCACUCCCUGGCUUUCAAUCAUGCCCUCCACCCCAUCACAGUGGCAGAACUAAUGUAGAGUGGGCUCUGGUGCAAGACAUUUUUGGGGGGCCUGCACUCUAGCGCAAGAGUGGAAAAAAGAUAGAUCCUCAUCUGUUGUACAAUUCCAACAAUGCUAUGCCAGUUUCCUACAUGGUUCCCUACACAAUACUCAAGGCAUACCAGCAUUCCAGUUUGUUUCCGUAUCCUCAUGGAAACAAAUUCGGGAAUGCCUAAAUUCUGGACUGAUGGUAUGCCUUGGGAACUGUGUUAGGAACCAUUGCAUUAGAGAUCUGUGAGAUGGUUUGGUGUACAUACAUGUGACUCCCUGUAAUGAUCUAUCAUAUUUUUUUCUCCCGGUAGAAUCAACACACAGUUACACAGUUUAUCGCUUUGUAAUUUCUGUCAAUCCCAUGGAUGUCACAGAGUUGGAUGCCACUCUUGGAAACUACAUUUUGCAUGAGCCGCUGAGAGCAGCUUGGGUUUUUCAAUCGGUAUGCUAGUUUCAUGCAAUACUGUCCUUUUAAUGCAAUUAUAACUACAAAUAUUUCCUGUAUACGAUUGAUUAAGAUGUGUUUUGCAUCUUAGGUCUGUGAUACAGCCAUAAAGACUCUUUCAUUGAUUAGACAAUAUCAAACUGAGGGUCAGGUAAGUGGAAGAAUCCUGAAUGUAUCUAAAAAAUACACCAAAGCAGAUGUAUGUGAACUAUAUUUUCCAUAAUGAUAGGCCUACAGUAGGCUGAUUGGCCUGCAUGAUAAAUAGUUCACAAAGAGGACAUAAAUAUUAGCCAAUGCUGAACAAUGCCUUUGCUCAUAAAUUAGUCAGUAUUGUGAAAGUCAUAAAAUAAUUGUCCUGGCUCAUUCACACUAAUUUAGAAAAUUCAAAAAAGUGACCUAUCUGUGUGAAGAGUAUAAAAAUGGUACGAUCUACAUAUGCAUACAGGUUCAAGGUACAGUUUAUUGCCACAUAGAAAGAUAUUAAAGGGACACUAUAGUCACCUGAACAACUUUAGCUUAAUGAAGCAGUUUUGGUGUAUAGAAUAUGCCCCUGCAGCCUCACUGCUCAAUCCUCUGCCAUUUAGGAGUUAAAUCCCUUUGUUUAUGAACCCUAGUCACACCUCCCUGCAUGUGACUUGCACAGCCUUCCAUAAACACUUCCUGUAAGGGGCCUAUUUAGAGCUUUCUUUAUUGCAAAUUCUAUUUUAAUUAAGAUUUUCUUUAUCCUGUAUAUUUAAAAAGCACUAGACCACAAGAGCCUCCUGUAUACUGAUUAAUACAAAGUUCAAUUUAGAAUUGAGAUACAGUAUUUAAUUUAGAAUUCGGUAGAAAUUACUAAGAAGUGAGAGAAUACGCCCGUGUGCAGCAGUGGGGGUGCCAUGGCCAGCCCCCCGCCCCCCCAUGCUGCAGCCGCCCGAGCGCUCUGUAUUGAGCCUCAGGCGGCUGCAGCUUUGCCCGGGCGGUGUGUCCAUGAGGGCGGACCGCACCGCCCGGGCGCAGCCUGAGGAGAGGCUGACAGGAGGGAGUGCUCCUGUCAGCUCCCUCACUGCAGCAUUGAUAGUCCGCGGGUACAGAGAGCAGCUGUCUCCUGUACCCGGCCGGACUAACAGGAAGUGCACAGAGUGUGAAAUAGGAGAAGGGGGUGAAAAAGAGGAGAGGGGUGAAAAGAGGAGAAAGGGGUGAAAAAAAGAGGAGAGAGGUGAAAAAGGAGAAAGGGGUGAGAGAGGGGUGAGAAAGAGGAGAAAGGGGGGUGAGAAAGGAGGGAGGGUGAGAAAGGGGGGGUGAGAAAGGAAGUGAGAAAGGAGGGGGGGAGAGAAAGAGAAAGGAGAGGGGGAGAGAAAGAGAAAGGAGAGAGGGGGUGAGAGAAAUUAGGAGGGGGGAAGAGAAAUUAGGAGGGGGAAAGAGAAAUUAGGGGGGAGAGAAAUUGAAAUUAGAAGGGGGGGAUAGAAAUUGAAAUUAGGAGGGGGGAAGAGAUAUUAGGAGGGGGAAAGAGAAAUUAGGGGGGGAGAGAAAUUUGGAGGGGGUGAGAAAGAGAAAUUGGGAGGAGGAGAAGGAAAUUGGAGCGGGAGGAGAGAUUGACAUUCAUCACAUACACACAAUGCACCCCUUGCACACAGAAAAACACACAAUGCAUUACACACACAGACACACAUACACAAGCAAUGCAACCGUUACACACAAUGCAUCCCUUACACACACAGAAACACACAAUGCAUUCAUUACACACACUCAAUGCACCCCUUACACACAUUCAAUGCAUCCCAUACAUACACAGAAACACACCUUGCAGCCCUUACACAUACAAACACAAUUUCACACAAUGCAUUCCUUACACACAUAUCAGGACAUCCCCUACACACUCCACCCCCUGUGAACAAACUCAUUGGUGGAACAUGAAGGUGGACCCUGGGACCCAGACCUUGAGCUGUGUAAAGGACCCCCAAAAAAUGGAGCUGCUUCCCGUUCUCCCAGAACAUUGAUUUUUGUGACCACAGUUACAAACCGCCUCCAGAGAGCCUGUUCUGCACCAGACCAGUGGAGCCAGACUGCAGCUAGAGCCCAUCAUCAUCCUCAUCUGGUUGUAAGUAGGCAAUCUAGUAUAUUAUUCGUGGCACUAAUCUCUAAUUUACCUCACAUUAAAGAAACACUAUAGUCCCCAGAACCACUUCAGCUUAAUGUAGUGGUUCUGGUGUCUAUAGCCUGUCCCUGCAGGCCUUUUAAUGUAAACACGGCGGCACUGCAGCACUGGCGUUAGUUAACAUGGCAAAUCAUAUGGGUGGGGCAUUGUGAUGUCACAUGGGGGGGCGGCAAACUUUACUUUUGCCUAGGGCGGCAAAAAUCCUUGCACCGGCCCUGGCUGGAGGGGGCUGUGUGAGCUGUGGCCGCACAGUGUCCCAUGGUAGUUAUUGUGCCGUGCGGCCAGUACAGCUCACACAAGCAAACAGCUGAUAAACUGGCCGCACGGAGGAAAUGUGUAUGUGUGACUGUCUGCCUGUGACUGUAUGUGACUGUCUGUCUGUAACUGAGUGUGUGACUGUCUGCCUGUAAAUGUGUGUGUGGGGCUGCAGGGAUUUUGUAGAAGGGGGCGGGGGUUUUGUAUUGGGAUAGGAGUCUUUAUAAGGGGGGAUAAGCAGGGGAUUUGUGGAAGGGGGUUGCGGGGGUUUUGUAGACGAGGCAGUACAGGAUUUGUAGAAGGGACAGGACAGAGGUUUUGUAGGAGGUGCAGGACAGGACAAGGGUUUUGUAGGAGGGGCUGACAGCGGUUUUGCAAAGUUUACAAAUUGUAAAAAAAAUUUGCCAAAUGCUCUAGGUACGCCCCUGGGUAAAUUACAUCUGUUUGAAAGUGAAACCAGUUUUUUUUUUCAUGCAGGCUCUGUCAAUCAUAGCCAGGGGAGGUGUGGCUAGGGCUGCAUAAACAGAAACAAAGUGAUUUAACUCCUAAAUGACAGUGAAUUGAGCAGUGAAAUUGCAGGGGAAUGAUCUAUACACUAAAACUGACUAUAAUGUUCCUUUAAUAGAUAAAUGUUGGAAGACUUAAAAAAGUGCACAGCAUUAUAACUUACAGUGCAUGAAAGCCUUUGUAAAUAUAAAUUAGAAGAACUUAGAGUAAACAAUGAAUACAUCUCUAUAGAUUUAGCAAUACGCUACUACAUAUUAAGAUUUUCCAUUCUAGUUAGUUAGAAUUUUAUUAAACAUGGGCCAGCAGACUUCCCAAACGCUCUCUUUAGAGAAUGUUUUAAGAACACACAGUACCCAGGUUACUAGAUUGGAGCCCUUCUUCAUUCAUCACGUAGGGCUGUUGAAUUGGGCUAAGCAAACCCCUGGGCUCAAGGCAGCCACCUAAAUUCACCUUAUGAUUAAUCCUGUUCUGCCUCUCAUGCUAGCUAUGUUGCUACAUUAACACCAUGUGUUAGUGAAUUGGCAUGCUGUAAUCAAUGCAAAUACAUUAGCUGCAGGCAACAUAUCUGUUACAGAGUUUGAUUUUAUGUUGCAGGUUUCACAUUAUGGUGUUUUGUGUAAGGCAGUAUGUUUGUAUGUACCCAUCCAUCCAGUUCAGGAAAGCCCCUCAUUACUCUUAUUUUCAAUCCCUGGGAUGGUCCCAUGAUGUUACAUUCCUUAUUGCCCCUAUCCUUGUUUUUCUGCAUACAAUAUCACAGCCUAAUUCUAAUGCAGUCCAUGUAAUUUUUACAUAGUAGUAGUAAAGUUGGUUGAAAGACGAGCUUUUCAGUAGAUAGCUCUCUGAAACUGUAGGAAUUAGGGCACUAUCUACUUGGAUCUAAAUUUCAUUCAUUCAAAAAUGCACAAAUUUCAUCCUAACACAAAUGGACAAAGAUUUGACAUUUUGUCAGGACAAAUUUCAGUGCAUUUGCCAGAGUCCUGUCUUAAUGACAAGAUGUUCGAAUGGCGAAUGAAUCAAUGCCUGAACACAGGAGGACGGUGAGUAUUAUGGGAAAAUGUCUUUGACCAUAGGAAAUGAAGCAGACUUAAGCUUUGGUCAAAGAAGGUCAAGCGUAUGAACAAUAUACGUAGGCGUGCGCACGCGGUGUGCCGGCUGUGCCUGGGCACACCCUAAUCUAGGGUGCCCACAUGUCCCGGAUCGCCCGGGACAGUCCCACAUUUUGUGGGAAUGAGCUGGGCCCUAUAUUGGUGAAGUGGGGGCCCGCUGGCUUCCCUACUAUGCCACCACCUGCCCCCAUUUGCUGCCCGCCGGUGGAGAUGUGCGAGCGACAACCCUCCCUCCCUCUCUCCCUCCUCUCCCAGCGCUAUGAGGAAAUGAGGUCACACCUGAUGACGUCACUUCCUCCCAGUGCUCUUUGUGGACGGCCGCGUGGGAGGAAAGAGAGAGGAGCUCCCAGGACCAGGUAAGUGCAUGGAAUGAGGGAGGGGAAUGAAAUCUUUAUCAUGGAGUCACUAGUACUACUAGUGAUUCCACGAUAAAGAUUUCACCACCUUCCUCUCAGUGAGUCAGUAGUGGGGGGUGGACAUGAAAUUGAGGUGGGAGAAUGGACAUGAAACAUGAGGGGGAUAUGAAAUAUGAAAAAUUAAAACUAUAUACAUUAAAGGGACACUCCACUGCCCAAAUACAAAAUAAAUAAAAAUCAUUGUUUAGUAGAUAUACCCCAAAUGAAAACGUGCAUGCAUCUACUUAUGUAUUUUUUCAUUGGGGAUAUAUCUAAAAUCAGCUUGUAAAACCUGCAGUUCUCUUGUCUGCUGCCAUUGCAAGCCAUCCCCUUCUAAUCCUAGCUCAGACUUUCUGUGGCUGCCCAAUCACAGGCUUCCCAAUGCAGCUCAAUGAGAAGCCUUUGCAAGGCAGGUGCUCUGAUCAGUUGCUGCCUCUUGAAGUCAGCUGCAUUGAGCUAAUGUAACAAGGAAGUAACAUUACCGGUUGUCUGCUUGAAAGCCAAGGGGGUGUUACUAGGUUAAUUUAUAAAAGUGUCAAUUUCCAUUGAGAUCUGCAGUUUUUCAAAAUGAAAAAAUAGGACAAGCUAAAGUUGUUUAGGGGUCUGGAGUGACCCUUUAAAAAUGCACCAAAACGAUUAUCACUCAGUAAAUUUGGCUUCAACAGUUGGUGAUACUCACGAUGCACAAAUAGCACAUUUACAUACACAAACCAAUAAAUAAUUUGUUUGUGUCAAGAGGCUGAGUAGCCUGUGAUUUGAGUAUUCCCCGGCACAGACUGAAAGCAGCAGGUUAAAAACUUUAACAAGCUGUUUGUAGAUAGACUCCCAAAGAACAAAAUACUGAAUUAAAUACAUGCAUGCUUUCAUUUCUACUAAAUAAUGAUCCCUCCUCCCCCAGUGGAGUAUUCCUUUAACAAAUUAAUCACAAAAUUAUUAGUUUGCAAUGUAUUUAUUAAUCACUUAAUCAUUUAUUUUAAAGGCUUUAUGUAUAUAGCUUUGUUCUUUCUCAUCAGAUACAUGUGAUUCUCAAAUUAACCCAUUUACCUGAAUUACCAGGCUACCGUCUAAGCCUCAGUGACUUCCCUUUGGAUUAUAAAUCACACAGACUAUACAUGCUGGAAGGGGUUGUGACUGCUAUGACCACUGUGACAAAAUACACCCAGGGAGCUAGGUUUUUGUGUUCUGAUGCAAAAUGCCCAUAUUCUAAAGGUAUGAAUUUAAAGCAAUAAUAUAUAAAAAUUAUACCCAAAUAUCACGAUGAGUGUUUUCUCUUACUACAUAAUAUUUCCCUGGUUAUCCUUCUUUCUUAUAGUUUUUAACUAAUCCAACACAUUAAACUAUUCAUCAUAUAUCUGGUCUAAAUCUGAUCACUACAAACUCUAAUGUUUAUCUAAAUUGUGACGAUAUACCAUAUAUUAUUUUUACCAAGAUAAAUAUUUUGAGCUAGAAUUUUUCCAAAAUCCCUAGCAAUAUUACUUCUUUGGUAAGUUUGCUAUUCAGUGUUUAUUGAAAGUUAUAGAAAGUGGGGAAAAACACAUUACUAUAACAGUGAGGCUUAAAGUACAUCAAAACAACAGUCCAUAUUCACAAUACCCCAGAUAGGGAUGAAUGGGUAGUGUGGUACCCAGACAUGGGAGAGGGAGGCAUGAGAAAAAAGAAGACAAAAGAAAAUAGAAUGUAGAAAGAGAACCACCAGAAGGGGGAGACAAUCAGUGUCUGGUCUGCUAGACAUAAUAGGAAAAUAUCUUUAGACCUGAGUAAUCAGAAUCUACAAGGAUGUGGGUAAGGUGGAGAAAGGGUUAUAAUGACGAUGUAUAGAAUAAAGUUCUGGCGCUCAUAUGUUUUUAUUUUUAAUUUAUAUUACAUUCCUUGUUUGUAUUUAUUUAGCUAGAGCAGCAAAACUUGAGAUGAGUGUACCCUCUUUUAAUAUUAACAUAAAAUAUACAUAGGGAUUAAGGAGAGAGCGCAGGUAACUUUUUCUUUUCUUUGGUUUUUACUAUAUAUUGGGGCUGAUGUGUACUGUAGUCAUUGCUGCCGGCCCAGUAGUGAUGGGAGUGAACGCAGGACUUACCUUUUUGUAUUUGUAUUUACUUUGUAUCACACAGCCUUGUUACAAUGCUGCCGCCCAUCCCAUGUUUUCCUUAUUAAGGGUUAAUAAGUAUAUAGGGGUGUUUAUAAAAAAUACCCCUCUCUGUCUCAUUAGAGAUAUCUUUGCCAGAAGCUCAAGGAAGCAGGCUGAAGGGUCAGUGUAGGACCCGCUUUAGGGGGGUCUGCCUUGAUGUUGGCAGGCGGGCAUUCCCUCCAAUAGCCAUUGGAGCAACUAAAUGACCUCCAUUUGUCUACAUAUACAUAAGGAUUAAGGAGAGAGCGCAGGCAACUUUUUAUUUUCUUUAAUAUUAACAUGUUUAUUUUUUUUAAAGGGACACUCUAGACUCCUGAAGUAUUUCAGCUGGCUAAAGUGUGUAUAUGUGUGAAGAGUGUGUUCUUUCUUUGACGAUUGUGCAGAUUUCAGUAGAAAUUGGCACUUUUAUAAAUUAAUUUUGUUGCACCCCUCUGCUGUAAAUCAGACAACAGGUCCUAUUACUUCCUAGUUGUUUAGUUGAGCUACACUCAAGAGGCAGCAACUGACAGAGCACAAGACUUCUCAGUGAGCUGAAUUGGGAAGUCUGUGAUUGGACAGCCACAGAAAGUCUGGGCUGAGAAAUAAAAGGAGGGCUUGCAAAGUUUGCGGACAACAGAUCUGCAGUUUUUUGCAAGCUGUUUUUAGAUAUACAUUCAACGAAAAAAAUGCAUAAUUAAAUAUAUGCAUGUUUUAAUUGGGAGUAUAUCUACAGUGAAUAGAUUUUUUCAAAAUAUGUUUUUUAGGGGCAGUGGAGUAUCCCUCUAAGCUUUUUGUAUAGCGUAUUUGCUUCUUCAUGAUUAAAUGACACAAGGAAGGCAAAGUGAAAAUCAAAGAUUUUAUUACUGUCCAUAGCACAUAUAGGAAACUCUAAAUGAGAGGUUAUAGCACAUAUAACGUUAUUCACUAAAAUCCAAAUUGCUAAACUACGGCUAUAAAUAGUGAAACUAUGACUAAAGCUGAGCCCACGUUGCCUCUCCACCCUGGAACAGGAAAGGUAACUAGCUUUAUUCCCUCUCAGGGACUGGACGACACACUGUCCUGAGAGCUAUAGUCCUUUCAAGGACUUUCCCUGCUGAAUCCUACACAAGCUGGAACAAGAUGCUGAGCAGUGAAUAGUCCUUCCCCCUCCCAGUAACUAGACGACACAUAAUUCUGGGAGUACAACUGAUUUUUUUGAGCCAAACUUGGCCUUUUAUGCACAAACCCCAGCAGGGCGUCUCCAUUCAAUACAAUACAAGCUCCUCCCAGAGAUCCCUGUACCUGAGAGAUAACCGAGUUAAAGACCGGUAAGCUAAUUAUCUCCCAUGAACAGAGAUCAAAAACAUAACAUAAACGUACCCCAAAACAUAAUAAAAAUAUACACUAACCCCACAUGUCCUACUUACCCAACCAGCCCUAAACUGAGCACCAAAGUUGUCCAAAUAGUGCUCAGAUUCAUGCAGUGUAGGGGAAUCGCCACAGGGGCAAAGUUCUGACUAGCUGCACACGUGGUCCUAUGCCCAAAAUAGUUCCAGAACAAUAUGUGUUUUGACCGGUCAUACAGGGUGCUCUGCCUGGCUGUAAAUGAGCACUUAAAUGUGUGGGAAAAUGUACGUUUUUCCUUUUACCUUAAUGUAUAUAUCUGCUCAAAAUAUAGCAACUACAACACUGAGUGUGAAAUCCUCUUUAAAGACACAAUCUCAAACACAAAAGAACAGUGGAGCGCUUAUUGUAUUUUACAAUUACUAAAAUUCUUACAGGCAAACAAGCCUUUGUAAAACACAAAAACACUUAACUUUUAGUGUUCCAACUUGGUUACUUUCUUUCUUUACACCUUUAACACAAAAUAAAGACUGAAGAAGCCAAGAGAACGGUGAAAUGCGUUUCUUACAGCAUAGACGAAGUAUUUUGGUAUUUGUAUUUACAACUUUAUUGUUUUUUAUAAUAUUUUUAAUAAAGUAAUUUUUUAAAUACCAUUUUGGAUUCCUGCUCCUAUACAGAAGGGAGUGUAGUCCCUAACUACACAAAGCUUGUUUACUGAGCCAGGUCACAGGCUCUACACUUGUGAGUAUACAAGAAUCAGCUACCUUUUCUUAUUAUACCCAACGGAAUUAUAUUGCUUAUUUUCCAUUUUUAAUGAGAAAAACUCUACAUAUUGGAAAUCUAUCCCACGGAAGAGGGGAGGGGUUGCCCAUAACGGACCCACAAGCCUUCCACACCAGAGCUAGGUCUAUAUAGCUCUGGAAUCAUAGGCGUGCGCACGGGGUGUGCCGGGUGUGCCUGGGCACACCCUAAUCCCCGCGGCACGCCUAUGCAUAUUGAGACCGGCAGGGGAGAUCUCAGGAUCUCCCCUGUCGGCUCAUGCAGAGCCGGCGCUAUCCGACCGCCGGCUCUGCUCACAGCCUCCCUCCCCACUGACCCGCAUGUAGGGAGGGAGGCAGGAGAGGACCGGCGGAGCUAUUGCCGGCAGCUCCGCCGGGUUCCUCUCGCGAGAUAUGAGCGUUGCCACGGCAACGCUCAAAUCUCGCGAGAGUGAACUCUAGCCCCACAGGGGGCUAGAGUUCACUCUCCACUGGACCACCAGGGAUCACAGCAGCAAGGAUCCCCUCCUCCACUGGACCACCAGGGAUCACAGCAGCAAGGAUCCCCUCCUCCACUGGACCACCAGGGAAGGAAGCAGCAGCACGAUCCCCCCUCCCUACAAAAGGUAAGAAGGGAGGGGGGAUAGCAAAUAAUGUACCCCCACCUCCACCCCCCACAAUCACCCACCCACACACAUACAACACACAUACAGCACCCACACACAUUCAGCACCACACACAUUCAGCACCCACACAUACAGCACCCACAGACAUACAGCACCCACAGACAUACACAGCACCCACAGACAUACACAGCACAGACAUACACACCCACAGACAUACACAGCACCCACAGACAUACACAGCACCCACACACAUACAGCACCCACAGACAUACACAGCACCAACACACAUACAGCACCCCACACACACAGCACACAAACAGCACCCUCACACACACACAGCACACUAACAGUACCCUCACAAACACAAACAGGACCCUAACAAACACACACACAGCACACUACCAGUACCCUCACACACAAACAGCACCCUCACACACAGUACAUUAACAGCACCCUCACAAGUGCACACACACACACAACAGCACCCUCACACACAGUACAUUAACAGCAUCCUCACAAGCACGCACACACAAACACCCUCACCCACAUAGCACACUACCAGCAUCGUCACACACACAUCACACUAACAGCACCCUCACACAGCACACACACACACACAGCAGUGUGUGUAUAUAUAUGUGUGUAUAUAUAUAUAUAUAUAUAUAUAUAUAUAUACACGGCGUGUGCUUGUGCUUUAGGGUGCACACCCUAAUGCAAUAGGCUGCGCACGCCUAUGUCUGGAAUAUGUGAUUGUUCCAUUACUGAAUAUACUAUAUAUAUGUUUUAGCAAUUUUACACUAUAUAUAUUUUAUUUUGUGUUAAAGGUGUAAAGAAAGAAAGUAACCAAGUUGGAACACUAAAAGUAAAGUGUUUUUGUGUUUUACAAAGGCUUGUUUGUCUGUAAGAAUUUUGGUAAUUGUAAAAUACAAUAAUAAGUGCUCCACUGUGCACUUGCUUAUCUUUGUCUCAGACACCUUCCCUCCAAAAAGCGCCCUCCAGGUGGGUCGCAAAGUGAUCCUAAACAUCGGACCAAGUUGCCCUGGAACCGCAAGGUCACGUAGCCGAAAAAGGUUCCAUAACAAUUGUGCCUAAGUACCGCUGAAGACCGUUCUUGGGUUAGUUUGCACGAACGAUCCAAGGUGACCGGAAACCACAAAGUCCUCAUGACGUAAAUAGUUCCAUAGCAGUCGUGGCUGAGGACCAUUCAUGGUCUGAGGACCGUUCGUGGGUUUGUUCAUGCCAGGAAGCUAGUGUUUGCUUUAAUUCAUGAGAAGGGAACGUGCCGAACCAGGGUUACCGAGGGAAAACUGCUAAGGGCAGCUGGGCAGGAUAACUCCCAAAUGGGGUCUCAGACCUGGACCAUAGUCAUUGGGCAGGAGGCCAGCUUCCACACUCCUCCAGGUGUUCGUGGCAAACGAUCGUGGAAAGGAGCGUUUGUCACAGUUAUGAUCUGUAACAGGUAGGGCUGCAUAAACAGUGACAAAAGUAAGCUAACUCCUAAAAAGCAAAGCAUUAAAGGAUUGAAAGUUAUACCUUGAGAUUUGAUGGCACAUGCAAAAAUAAUAUAAUAUCAAGGUUAUUUACUAAAAAAAAUAAAUGGUGAUGGAUUGAAACUCAAGCUUAAAAAAAGUAAAAUAGCCGAGUUGGAAAAUGAUUUGAAUAAGAGAAUUAACUCAGCUCAGCUAAUUUAGACUACAUUUUGGCAUAUGGUUUUCAAUUUCCUAUAAUUCACUGUUUAAAUGGGCACAAACCACUUGUUAAAACACCUCCCUGUUCCUGAGUUUUCAGACUUCUAACACGGGAUCUAAGGUCCAGGAGGAGAGGCAUAAAUGGACACAUUCAGAAUAAAAAUAAAUGUUACCGGUAAAUUAUAAGGGCAAACAUUGAGGGCUGUUUUACAGAAAAGCUAUUAUGGGAGCUGUAAAGGCUAACACAUUAAAGUAAUUCAAGAAGACUUGAGUUAUAUGAAACUAUUAAAAAUCAACUGAAAAUUGGUUAAAAUUUUCUUACUGGGAGACUAGAUGGAGCAAUAGAUUUGUGAAUGAUUAGAGUAAACAAGAAGUUAUUGAAAUUGAAAUCUUUGAGAAUUGUAACAAAAACUGUAUAUAAGAAUGAAAGAAGCAAAUAUUCACAAUAACCUGUUUUAUUUGCACUUGCUUAUACAUUUGCACUUGCUUAUACAAUGCAGUCCCUGCAUUGGCUUCCAGUUAGAUAUAGGGCCCAAUUCAAAAUUCUGGCGCUUGCUUACAAAUCCCUACAUAAUGCUGCUCCAACAUACCUAUCCUCCCACAUACACAAGUAUUUCCCGUCGAGACCCCUGCGCUCAGCCCAAGACCUACGCCUAUCCUCUGCCCGGAUCCCCACCUCUGAUGCUCGCCUUCAAGACUUCUCCAGGGCUGCACCUAUUCUGUGGAACUCCCUUCCCUCCUCAAUCAGACUUUCACCCAGCCUCCAUUCCUUCAAAAAAUCUUUGAAAACUCACUUCUUUAUUAAAGCGUAUCAAUUAAACUGUCAGCAGGUUUCUCAUCCCCCACCCCAUGACUCCGUUCCUUCACCUGUCAAAAAUGACCUACCAAGCGCUCAAUAAACCCUUCUGUAACAAACUAUUUAAUUCCCCUACUUUAACCCUGUGUGUCACUAUACCCCACUCCCUCUAGCAUGUAAGCUCAUCGAGCAGGGCCCUCAACCCCCUCUGUUCCUGUACGUCAGUGGUCUGAUCUCAAUUAUGUGUCUGUUAGUCCACCCAUUGUACAGCGCUACGGAAUUUGUUGGCGCUAUAUAAAUAAUAAAAUAAUAAUAAUAAUAAUAGCAGUGUAUGGUAUAUCCUACGUAGUGCCAUAUCCAUGCAAAAGGGAAACAAAGGUUUUAAACCCAAAUUGCAAACUAUUUAUAUCAUGUGUUAAUUGUUCAACAUAUUGGCUUUAAUGAAAAGUUAAUUUAUCUAUUCUUUCUUUAUUUUCUACCAUUUUAUUUUUUAUUUUUACUGUAUAGUUUUAUACAAUCUUAUGACAAAAAAUUAAGCAUACAACAUGCAAAUGUAUUAUUGUUAAUAUCAUAAUAUAGUCUUAUACAAAUAUGUAUGAGUAUGUCCAUUAGGAUUCCGGUAUAUAAGAAUACAUGUACCAGGGGCCACAGAGUCUGCAACUGUGAGAAAUGAUUUUUUAUGUGAUUACUGUGCUUCACCCCUGAAAGAAGAUCUGAAGUACAGAGUUCUUGGUGGUACGUACAGCUUUCGUAUAUUGCAUAGACUGAUUUUAAACAAAACCCCAUAUUUGAAAGAAAAUUACAGUGUAUUCUUGUCUUAUUUUUAGACAAACAGGUGUUUGAUUUAAUGGACUCCAAGAUAUUGCAAAUUUUCCAAGGAAGUGUCACUAACAGUCAGCAUUAUCGGUUACAGUCAUUUGCUGUGUUUGUGAGAGGUAAAUUUUUCAGUCUAUUAUAAUAUUACAAUUAAAAUGGUUUAACUUCUUAGAACUUUUCCAGGGUCAAUGAGGUGAGCGAGGAAUUUACCAUCCAUAUUAUACCAUUCAAUAAAUAGUUUUCUGCACUAAUUCAUUGCUUUGUACCAAAUUUGACAUUUUCAGGCUUCUUGUGCUGGUAGAAAAUAAAAAGAUUAGUAUAAAUGUUUAGCAUGGACAUUUAUGAUAACGUAUUUGCUGUUUGACUUACGAUUUCCAGAAUAACAUUAAAGGGAUACUCUAAGCGCCAGAACAACUUUAGUUUAAUGAAGCAGUUUCAGUGUAUAGAAUCUAGAUCAUGUCCCAGGAGUCUCACUGUUCAAUGCUCUGCCAUUUAGGAAUGAAAUCACCUUUGAUUCUAUUCAUGCAGCCCUAGUCACACAGCCUACAUGAAAAAAUUAUAUCAUUUUCAAUCAGAUCUGACAGGACAGUGUGUUUAGAAGAUUUUCCUCUCCUGCUCUGCUAUUUGAACUUUAAUCACAAUCAGGAGAGUCCUACAUGUUCUAGCAGGCUAGUAACAGAGUAGGUGAUACAAACUUCUAAAUUAAACAGACUGUGCAAUAAAGGAACUUUAAACAUUAGAUCUCUCUUUACAGGUAAUGUGUAAGGAGUAUGUGUAGGUCACAUGCAGAUGAGAUGUGGCUAGGGCUGUAUAAACAAAGUGAUUUAACUCCUAAAUGGCAGAUAGUUGAGCAGUUCGCCUGCAGGAACAUGAUCUACAACAAAACCACUUAAUUAAGCAAAAAGUUUUUUGUUACUUAUUGUGUCUAUUUUGUCAUGUUCUUUCCUUCCUGCCCAAGUCCUUCAACACCCAUCAAUUGUGAUGAGAAUUAUCCAAUGAACCUUUCCCUGACAUAAUUAGACUGUGGUUGUACAGAGCCAGGAUCCAAGACCUUGAUUAAUAAGCCUCAUUCACUGAAUAAGAAGCCCUCUCUUCAAAUGUUUUAUGUAUAUAUCAAUUCAUGUUUUUGAAUAUUUUUGUUAAAGGGCCUUGCAUGCCCUCACCAUGGGAGUUGGUGUAGGCAUGCCAGGCUUUUUUUUUUUUUUUUGUAAAUUUUUUUUUUUUGGAUGUGCGCAAAUUAACAAAGAAUCUUGUACUGCCACAAAAGCAUGUACAAGAGCGUUGAAUAACACAAGUAAUAAACGUUGCUUACAGAGAUGUACAUUCAAGAAUGUUACAAUAAGUUAGAGAUGUCAAGCUAGGUAAACUGUCUGAGUACACAGUAGGAAGUAGAUUAAGCUAGAGUUGCAGGCUAUUCUGGUAUGCCUAGCUAUUAGAUAUAAAGCAGGCCUGUCCAGUCUUAGGUAUACAAGUCAAAUGUAUAUUAGAACUGCAGUUAGGUUUGACUAGUUAGGUAUGUAGGCAUAAGACUAGAUAAACUAGGAACUGUGCUAGACUGUGCCAUUCGGGAAUAACUGUAAGGAUCAAAAACAUACAAGAUAUAUAAACCACUGAGUCCCCACAUAUCCGUUCGCUACUGGGGCUGCAGCUUAAAGUAAGCCCUGCACCGUUUAUACUAAUAGAAUAAAAUAAUGAUAAGGUAAGAACUCAAAGUCAAAUUAGUGUGAAGAUAAGUAAUUAAUGGCACUACUAGUGUAGGAUGGCGGUGUUGGCCAAAUGGAUAACAGCCAAACGUGGCUUGGGACCAGUCCUGCAAAGUGAGUUCAGCCUCAGCCGAUGCCAGUGCUCCGGAGCCUGUUGAACAGCUGUGGAGCGGUGUUAGGCAGGUGCAGAGAUCGGCGUCCCUCCAGCCCCAGGCCCUGAUUAGAGUUCGCAUCUCAGCUCCAUGGAUUCGGUAGCUCGUGUUGGAGUCCGAAUUCAGCUCCAUGGAUUCGGUAGCUCGUGUUGGAGUCCAAAUCCUUCCCAGGUUGGGGAUAGCAGGAGCUCCUGGUGUUUCUUCGCCGCCUGUGGCGUCAGGACUUCAGCUUCUGUGGAUCAUGCCAGGAGAGUACCUCCCUGUGGGCUCCUAGCCCAGGUGUGCCAAUGAACGCAGGUACUAUUUGAAGCGUGGUAGUUGUGCCCAGAGGGGGCCUGCUUAUUCCCUGCUCCUCUCCGCUCCACUUACCACUCCAGCCCCGGGCCCGGGAGAGUAUAGACCUCCAAAUUCGCCCAGAAGCGAUCAAAAGCUACGUCUAUGCUGUGUUAAGGUAUCCAGGGUGCUCUCCAGUUGGGUCAGCACGGCUGCCAUCUUGUAUGUUGUUGCUGUGGUCGAUUCCUGCGCCAUAAUAUCAGGUUGCAUCCGGUCCGAGCUUGCGGAAAGGGUCAGUGGAGACCGGGAUAACCCCCGCUGGUCCAAAGAGGGGGGGAAAGCGUUAGGUAGGGACCACACCGUCGGCCUGUGAACCAGGAGAGCAGACGUCUCCCCUUGUUUCCAACACGGGUAGGCCGCAAGCCUUGAGUCUGGCAAUUCAGCAGAGGAGAUCCUUGUAACGGGUAUCCCCAGGUACAGCGUCGUCCUGUGAACAAGAAGGCUGCGGUCAGGUCAGUUAGAGUGAAAAAAAAGAGUGGGAGAGUUUGAUUUUCAACAGAGGCAUACUGAAGCCUCUAAUUCAAUCCAUUUAUGUAAAAUUGAUUUCCUAGUGUGGGAUUUUAAGGAGUGAGACUGAAUGCCCAAUAUCACUGUCUCUAGAAUAAAACAAAUGGCAAGGUUUGUAAUAGCAGUCAUCUGUUCACCUCCUUCCAAAUCCAGUUCACCACAACUAGAAACAAUGAUAGAGAUCCAACUACGGCAUUUCAGGCAGUCCAGAUACUCCCUCAGUCCAAGUGUCUGUUGGAGUUUUGGUGAGUAAUAAGCAUAAUGAAAAUUAUUCAAGUGCAUUUUUUGGUACGUGGGCAUUGGGAUUUGUUUGUGGAGUUUAGAAAAAAAACAGGAGGCUAUCUGACAUAUCAAAAGCAUGGAAGCUGAUAAGAACUUGCCUACUUUAGUCUAAAUAAAUAUUAAAGAUGACUAGGUCAUAACAACAGUCUGAUAAAGAUAUAUACCAAUGCUUGACCAAUGCUGGACAAGAUUUACAAACCAACUCUGGAGGAGACAUAUUCUGAGAGAUUACCUGUAAAAUCAGGUAGCAUACCAAUACUUAAUAUUGUACACUAAUACUUUGUCUCAAACAUACAUUAAUUUAAUUCUAUAUACUCUGCUUUAUAAUAUUAAUGGAUUAUUAUGUUUUUAUAUGUCAAUAUUAAUUUAUAUAUAUUAAUUUAUAUUUAAUAAAAUAUUUUAAAAAGAUACAAAAAGUUAUUGCUUCCAAUUCCUUAUUUUUAUUGUAUUUUCAAUUUAUAUAUAUUUUAAACAGAGAAACUCUUGCCAACGAUAUAAUAUUUUUGUUAAAGAUAUCUGUAUGUUCAGCCCUGCUAAAUUUUAUGCUUUAAGACUUUAUAGUGGUAAAUAGGGGCACUAGUAGUUACAAGUCAAACGAGAGGUGAUAGAUUUUACAAAACUACAGAUUUGAAGAUAGAUAGAUUUGAGAUGGCGAGUAUUUUUUUUUUGUCUUGGUAUUUAAACAUUUUCCCAACAUCCCCAGUCCAGCCUUUGAGGAUACUAGCAAUAUUUAGACCUAGGUAAAAUUGUGGCUGCUGGAGGUGGUGUAACAAGUUUCUAGUUUUUUUUUAAUUCUUAAGAAGUGUAAAAAUUGAGAAGUUUAACCAUUUAAGAUAUUAGAAGAUAUUGGAAUUGGGACCCUUUGCACAGAGGUCAUGAGUUUUGGGAUUAAAAUACUUUUAAUCAGACAAGUAGAGAGAGCAAUAUAUGUGUCCAAACUUUUAAUAGAUUUUCAAUAGUAAUAAUUUGAGUAGUAAUGAUAAGAUAGACGUGAGAUAUUUCACUAGAAAGAAGAACUGUGUCUGGUGUGCCCAGCCCAGCUUAAAAAUAAAACCAAAUGAGAUUAUUAAGAAACAAAUGGCACUAUUAUUCGGUUGUGCACAAAUCUCCCUAGUGACAACUCAUCUUUAAUGGACAGAGGAAUGUCCAGCUGAUUUAACACCAAAACUCUUUUUAGGUUGAGAACUUAUAUAUGUAAGAAUGAGUCUUUCAUAUUUUUAUUGUCAAUGAAGAGUUAUCAGAUAAUAAUUUUAAAUUGGACUGCAAAGCAUGUAAUGUACAAAUUUCAGUUUUGUGUUCUUGUGAUCAUUUCUUAGAUGAGCUAAUUAACAAAAUGAAAUUAGGAGGAAGAUACAGAGUUGUAGGAAUACCAGUAUGUGGAAAUGUUGGUUCCCAAGCCACUGUAUGCAUAGAGGCCAAUAAUAUACACCAAUACAUAGUAGAAAGUAAGUGCAUUUGCAAAAAUAACCAGAAAUAGUCAUGUCUGCUGACCUUACUCGAUACAAAGAUUACAAAAUGUUUACAUGUUUGUUUUUAUAUAUAUAUAUAUAUAGUUUUAUAUUUAAAGGAACACUUUAGGCACCCAGACCACUUUAUCUCAAUGUGCCAUGUGCCCCUUUCAACCUUGCAGUUGAAAACAUUGUUGUUCAGCAGGAAUGGCAAUGUUUUCUUUUCAGGGUUAAUCUGCCUCUAGUGACUGUCAAUAUGACAGCUACUAGAGGCUUUUCUGUAAAAUAGCAGAGUUGUACCAUCUGAUUGGCACCACGUAGCAUUUUGCCAUGCAUGCGCACUAGUCUACCAAAGCUUUUGCUAUGAUUUUGCCCAAGGAGGUGGAACUUGAUCAAGGAAACUGGUGCGGUGAGGGAAAAGGUGAGUAAACAACAUUUUUUUUUUUACCUUUCUUUUUAACCUUGGCAGCGACUAGGGUACUAAAUGGCAACUAGGGUACUAUAGAAUUAGGAGUACAAACAUGUAUCCCUAAAGCAAUAGUGUUCAAUUAACUAUUUAAAAAGUAAACUUACUUACAUUUAAGCCCUUGCCAUGCUGGUCUCACUUGCCGCCAUAAGCAGUUUUGAUUACAUCAGAUAAUCCAAUGUUCCCCCAUAUGGAAGCAUUGAGAGCCUAGUGUGCAUGCAUUGAGUCAGUGCAUAUCUUUGUGGAGCAUUCAAUAUCUCCAUACAGAGUUUGAAGAGGCUGAAUGAGGUACUACAAUCUUUGCAGGACUUCGUCCAGGAAGUUCUCCUCUAGUGCUUGAUGUAGUGGUGGUCAUAGGCAUCAAUGUAAGCACUGCUUCUUUGCAGAAUAGAUAGCAUUUACACUAUUUACCAUGCAGGGACAAAAUAUAUGCCCCAGAACAGCUACAUAAAACUGUAGUGAUUCAGGUGGUAACUAUAGUUUACACAUUUAGUAUAUAUUUCAACUAUACAUUUCUUAUUUUAUGGUGAGAAUAAAAAACAGGAUGCAAGAGAAUACUGAGAAAGGACAACAGCUUCAGUAAAUAGGACUCCACAUGGAGUCUGAGAACGGACAACAGUAUUCAAUAAACAGGACUAGAGUUGAGCGGACACCUGGAUGUUCGGGUCCAGCGGGUUUGGCCGAACUUCAGAAAACAGUCCGGGUUUGGGCUCGAACUUGACCCCGAACCAGAACCCCAUUGAAGUCAAUGGAGACCCAAACUUUUGGCCACAAAAAUGGCUCUAAAAAAGUCCUGGAAAGGGCUAAAGGGCUGCAAAAGGAAGUAAAAUAGGGCUAAGAGUAGGACAAGUGCCCUGCAAACAAAUGUGGAUAGGAAAAUCACUUAAAAUAACAUAAAAUACAUAAAAAAUUAAAAUACAGCUGAGCCAGAAUAUAGCACUAGAUGGAAUCUUUGAUUUUAUCUUUGGAAGAACAUAAAUCAAAUUCUAAAGCAUGGCUGUCAGGAGGAUCACCAGAAUUAUCCAUUUGAGAGAGGGUUGGAGUGCAGGGUAUUCUCUUUCAUUGUUCAAACUGAGCUCAAAUCCUGAUGCAUGGAGAAAAGGCCUUCACAAGCCUCUGCUAUUGUGUACUUAGUUUAUACUAAGUGACCCAUAGGUUGAGGAGGCGGUGACCAUGGUGGUGUAGGUGGAAGCAGCGGUGGAGAAGGAGGUAGCCAACACUGUUUUUUAUUUGUUUGCUUGUUUGUUUGUUUGUUUUUUUUUUUAAAUUGGGGUAGACCCCUAAAAUAUUGCGACAUAUAUAAAAAGAAACAUUUGCGGCCUGCGGUGCAUUUUUUGAAGUCCUGAUGCAUGGAGAAAUGCUCAUCUCCUGAUGCAUGGAAAAAAGGCCUUCACAAGCCUCUGCUAUUGUUUACAUAGUUUAUACUAAGUGACCCAUAGGUUGAGGAGGCAGUGACCGUCGCGGUGGAGGAGGAGGAGGCAGCCGACACUGUUUUUUAUUUGUUUUUAUUUAUUUUUAUAAAUUGGGGUAGCCCCCAAAAUAUUGGGACGUAUAAAAAAAGAAACAUUUACGGCCUGCAGUGCAUUUCUUGAAGUCCAAUAACGCCAUCAGGUUUUUAAAACUGUCCGUCUCCACCAGACAGAAUGAUAGCAUUUCAAAGGCCACGAAUGUUGAAAUGUUGGCAUUCAGGGCCAGGGAACGCGGGUGGCUAGGCGGGUACUUCCUCUUUCUCUCCAGUGUUUGGGAGAUGGACAGCUGAACGCUUCCAUGGGACAGUGUGGAGAUGCUGGACAAUUGUGUACCUGGCCUAUGCUAAUGCAGGAACCCACCCUCCGAGCCACUUGUGAAUCACUGGCCUCAUAACCAUGGAAAUGACCCCUCUUCCUCCUCCUCUUCCUCCUGUGCCACAUCCUCUUCCAUCAUCGCCCGAAGCGUUUUUUCAAGGAGACAUAGAAACAGGAUAGUAUGGCUGAGAACGGCGUCAUUGGCACUGGCCAUGUUGGUGGAGUACUCGAAACAGCACAACAUGGCACACAGGUCUCGCAUGGAGGCCCACUCAUUGGUGGUGAAGUGGUGCUGUUCUGCAGAGUGACUGACCCGUGUGUGCUGCAGCUGAAACUCCACUAUCGCCUGCUGCUGCUCUCACAGUCUCUCCAGCAUGUACAAGGUGGAGUUCCACCUUGUGGGCAUGUCGUGUAUGAGGUGGUGAGCGGGAAGGCCAAAGUUACGCUGCAGUGCAGACAGGCGAGCAGCAGCAGGGUGAGAACACCGAAAGCGCUCACAGCCGCUAGAGUGAAUGUCACAUCCUGUCUCAAGUUGUGGAUUAGUCUGGUGAUGGCUUCUGGUAUCCAGUACUCUUUUUACUGAAGCUGCAUCAGGGUACUGGUAUGUGGCUGCACAAACGCUAGUGCUCAACACCAGGGGGCGUGCGGUUACCCUGCACCAGACCCUGCUAAUCCAUUCCACACUGUGACUCCUAACUUCAACAUCAGGCAUACUGGGUCCUGGUUGUCCGACCGCCGCACAGACAGUGUCUGGGUCCUGGUCACUGGACUGCUGCCCUCAAUGUGAAACUUUGCUGUAAGCACAGUGUUUGACGGUUCUAUUUGACUCUCAGAUAUGAAGUGCACCGCAGGCCGCAAAUGUACUAUUUAGCACCCAAAACAAUUUGAAUUUUUCAAAGUGUGCUGUAAGCACAGUGUUUGACAGUUCUAUUUGACUGUCAGAUAUGAAGUGCACACCCCAAAAAUUAGAAUUGGUCAAACUGCGCUGUAAUCAAAUGUACUAUUUAGCAUUAGCACCCAUAACAAUUAGAAUAUUUCAAAGUGCGCUGUAAGCACAGUAUUUGAUGGUUCUAUUUAACUCUCAGAUAUGAAGUGCACCGCAGGCCGCAAAUGUACUAUUUAGCAACCAAAACAAUUAGAAUUUUUAAAAGUGCGCUGUAAGCACAGUGUUUGACAGUUCUAUUUGACUCACAGAUAUGAAGUGCACCGCAGGACGUAAAUGUACUAUUUAGCAUUAGCACCCAAAACAAUUUGAAUUUUUCACAGUGCGCUGAAAGCAUAGUAUUUGACGGUUCUAUUUGAUUCUCAGAUAUGAAGUAUACACCCCAAAUUAACUUUUUAGCACCCAAAACUAUUUGAAUUUUUCAAAGUGCGCUGAAAGCACAGUAUUUGACGGUUCUAUUUGACUCUCAGAUAUGAAGUGCACCGCAGGACGCAAAUGUACUAUUUAGCACAAAAAAGUGUGGGUUUUUUUUGUUUUUUUUUUAAACCAACAACGUAACAGUAGUAUUUAAGGGUUUUAUUAGACUGCAAGAAAUGCAGUACGCAAAUGUACUAUUUAGCACUGAAAAAAUUGCAGCAUUUAAAAAUGCUUAGAUGUUGCCCCCUGAGCUACCAGAACAGAAAUAAAGUCAUGUGCCUGCACUCUCUGUGGCACUGCGCUCAGGGCAGGGUACAAAAAUUUAGUAUAGCACCCACUAAAAUAAUCGCUGUAGUUUGAAUAAUCACUGUAGUUUGAAUAAUCGCUGUAGUUUGCAGAUUCCACACCAGAAUUCUUUCCUAAGCUGUCCCUCACAGCUGCAGCAUCCUGUCCCUACACUAAUAAGAGCUCAUGUGACGUGCGGCGCUACGUGACUCCAGCUUAUAUAUAGAGGCUGGGUCACAUGCUGCAUUGGCCAAUCACAGCCAUGCCAUUAGUAGGCAUGGCUGUGAUGGCAUCUAAGGGCAAACAAGUCAAACGCUUGUUGAUUGGCUGCCCUGCAGCCUUUCAAAAUGUGCCAUUAAAUCGCCGAACACCGAACUCAAACCUGAACAUACACUGAAAUGUCCGUGUUCGGGUCCGGGGUCCAAAAAACAUAAUGUUCGUUCGGUACGAACCCGAACUUUGCAGUUCGUGUUCGCUCAGCUCUAAACAGGACUCCACAUGGAAAUUCCUCAACAAGCUUGCUUUCUUAUUCUCUGUUAAGGGCUAAGAGACUCACAAGACCAUUAACUGUUUGUAUAAAUUGGCUACCUGCCAAACUAAAAUAGCAUUUAAUAGCUACCUCUAUUACUUUAAAUAUACAUACAGCCAAGUAGCCAUAAUGUUGCUUGAUCUUUAAAAUAGAACUAUCUGAAUGUAAUGCUAAAUCUUAAAGACAAGGAACCAGCUUCACUAGUGCUGCUUUGAAAAAUAUAAAUAGGCUAUACAAAUUAAAUAUCGGAAAAACAGAAGCCCUUGCAAUCCAAAUCGACCCACAACAACUCAGAACCCAUACAAACACAUACCCCUUCAACCUCACGAACACGGAGAUAAGCUACUUAGGUACUCACAUACCGAAAGAUCUUACACAGACAUACUCACGCAACUACACUCCGCUACUAAGACAAGCAGCUCAAGACCUACAAUCAUAGGCUGGCCUCUCGAUAUCAUGGCUGGGCAGACUGGCGUCAGUCAAGAUGAAUGUACUCCCCAGAUUCCUCUACCUCUUCCAAGCUCUUCCCAUACCACUCAAGGCCGCUGAUUUCAAAACUUUACAAACUCAAACCGACCGCUUCAUAUAGGCAAACAAAAAAGCCAGAAUUAAACGAAUGACACUCUACAUACCAAAUAGAGCAGGUGGACUAGGCCUCCCUCACUACAUGCACUACUACCACGCCGCGCAACUAGCUCAAGUAUAACACUUACACGCCCCAUACGGCAUCAAAAGAUGGGUAGACCUAAAACACACCAUAUUUGGCAGGGACCUCCCAUCCCUCUACAUUUGGCUACCUAGACAAGCUAGACCACAAACACCCACCACCACCCCUGCACUAACAAACACCAUUAAAAUCUGGGAUAAGGUAGCACAUAAAAGCUCCUUAACUUCAAAAGCUCCUUAACUUAUGCCAAUCCUGCGCAAUACACUUUUCAUCCCCAUAUGACGCCCCAACAUUUUUCCAGGUUCGAAGAUAACAAUCUCCUUUGCUUCUACCAAUUCUACCGAAACUGAACUCUCAUAUCCUUCCCUGACCUACCCCAACAAACGCCAUUGACCACAUUUGACCACUUCCGCUACAUCCAAAUUCGAAGCUUUCUUGACACUCCAACAAACAAGAAGGCAAGCACCACGGCCCUUACCCCGUUCGAAAAAGUCUGCAUGAAAAGCUCAAUCCAAAAAAACCCCAGAUAACUACCCUCUAUACAAACAUAAUCAAAACCUUCACAAAGUGCUCACUGACAUACAUGUCGGCUUGGGAGAGGGACCUAGGGCUGCCAGACCACCCCUCAGACUGGGCAGACAUAUGGGAGGCCAUAGCCUCGGUUUCCAUAUGUGUAAACCACAAAGAACAAGCAUACAAGACACUAAUGCGCUGGUACCUCACCCCCCUCUAGCUCAAACAAAUGGGUGUAUCUGUUGUCGAUCUGUGCUGGAAACAGUGCGGCGGAAAAGGCACAUAUCUCCACGUAUGGUGGGUGUGUACCCAAAUCACCUCACUAUGGCACUAAAUCACACAACUAACUUCUAAAGUACUACACACCAAUAUCCCACUAGAUCCCUGGACAUGGCUCCUUUCCAAACCCCUAGAAAACAUCCCCAGAUGUCAAAAUAAACUAAUAGCCAAAAUCGCCCUAGCAACUUGAAGGGCCAUAGCGGAAGCCUGGAGCAAACCAGAAGUGUACCAACACUGCAAACAGUGAUACGAAAAAUAGAGGAAACCAAGAAAAUUGACAAACUGUCCGCAAUAGUACACGAUUCCACCAAUGCCUUCAACAAAAUCUGGGACCCAUGGCUCUACGAAUUCCCAGUCCACAUGUCCAGACCUGGGAACGAUAGAAACAGACGCCACCCAGGUUCGCCCAGAGCCAGUCCACCCCCACCCCAACAGUAGAAAAUCCCUCUAUCCACCCACACACACACACCCCUCUCCCUGCCUUCCCCCCUCCUAAACCCAUCAAUAUUCCCCUCCAACUUCCAUACCCCUCCCACUUCACUACCACAUCACCAUACCCCCCACCACCUCAAACCCCCAACACCCUACAUACACUCUACAACCCCCCCAACUUCGGCCCGGCACCAGACCAACCCCACUACACUGACAGAAACUAGCAUACUCCAAGAUGAAGAUAAGCGAUCCACAAACCAGAACAUCACACACCAACUACAAGCUACCUAACUCCACACUCAUAGAAACGCUCAACACCAACUAACCCACCGCAAACUCAUAAAACACAGCAAAUAAGGAAGGCAACACCGCAGCACACCCAUAUAUCCCACUAACCUAUAUAUACUCCACCCCUCCCCCCUUAAAAACAAACCUCCAAGACAAUCUUGGAACCCUCAACAUCUAAACCUACAACAGACGCUACAUAUUUGAGGGACGCAAUGGUACUCCUUCAGGUUAAAUGAGAAAGUACUCUCUUUUGAAAAAUAUUCACCUCCCUUUUUUUUUUUUUUUUUUUCUUCUUCUUCUGCAUUCUGUAACCCCAGACCGCACUCAACAAUGCAUGCAAACAUCCUCACUAAGACUUAAUUGUAUAAGGUAAAGAAAGAAAAUGUUAAAAAUGCAAUGUAAAUAAUACAAUGUAAUACCGUGAUAAGUACAUGUAUCUCAACCCCCCCGCCCCUCCCCUUCUUCUAUUCUGUACCCCACAAACCGUUCAUAUGAAUUUAAAAAAAAGAAAAUGAUAAAUAAAGAAUUUAUAAAAAUAAAUAAAUAUUUAAAUAGGCUAAAAUGGGAUAUCAUAGGGCACCUUGUGCCCAGUAAGUGUGAUAUCGCCUAUAGCACGAUCCAUCCUCCAAAUAAAAGAAUAAAUACAUACAGCCUUGGCGGUUUCAAAAUGUAUUUGACAUAGGACUUCCUUGUUGUGGAACUUCGCUUCCCAAUGCUCCACAACUACCACGUCCCUCCUGUCUAAAGAUCACUGCUUGUACAAAUAUAGGACACACAAUAUCUCAGUAUACAUAGCCUCUUACCCAAACACUCAAUUCUGACUGAUGCCUGGCGUACAUUUCGGUCGUUAAUGCAUCAUUGUCAAGGACCCUUACCCAUUAAGUACAGCUAUGAGUCUUGUUAGUCUCUUAGACCUUUUGAGUAUAAGUUAGUACUUAUGUCAUCUUUUUAUAAAUCUCAAGCAAUCUCUUCUGGAUAUAACUAUAUAGAGUGUGAUCUUUUUAAACCUGCAUUUUUAUACUGUGAUCUACUUUAGAUAGGGUUAUUCUUUCAGACAUUACUCCUCUUUUAAAUUUUUAGUGUUGUUAGAUUCUACAUCUUACAAACAUUUUUAAAUAAAUCACUGGGUGUCACCUGGACAUGAGGUUCAUAAAUUAGUGGAUAAAUGAAUCAAAUAUCCCUCUCCUUUACUUAAAAAAUGUAUAUUUAUCUUUGUCAAAUCACUUUAAAACAAUCUGACAAAACACAGAUGGCUGGAUAGCAAACACAAACACAAAAAUCUAUUUUUAAAGGGACACUAUAGUCACCCAGACCACUUCAGCGCAAUGAAGUGGUCUGGGUGCCAGGUCCCUCAGGUUUUAACCCUUCACAUGUAAACAUAGCAGUUUCAGAGAAACAGUUAUGUUUACAAAGCAGGAUUAAUCCAACCUCUAGUGGCUGUCUUCCUGACAGCCGCUAGAGUCACUUCUGCGACGCUGGAUGCAAAAUUCGCAUCCAUCGUGCAGAACAUCCAUAGGAAAGCAUUGAGAAAUGCUUUUCUAUGGACUGUUAUAAUGCGCGCACAGCUCUUGCCAUGCAUGCGCAUUCUGCUGCACUCGGGAGCUGACGUCGGCUGGGGAGGAGAGGUCACCAUUGCCAAGGGAGCCCGGCGCUGGAUUAAGGUAAGCUGCAGAAGGGGUUUCAACCCCUUCAGUGCCAAGGGAGGGAAACCCUGAGGGUGAGGGUCCCCCAAGGAUGACAUAGUGUCAGGAAACGGGUUUGUUUUCCUGACACUAUAGUGAUCCUUUAAUGUUUCUAUAUAUUUACCAACUAUUUAAUUAGCAUUUGUUCUUCUUUCAUGUUUUUGGCAUAUAUUACUGUUUUCAUGUCCAUUAAUAGUUAAUUGAUAUACUGAUUGUUUCUUUGCUAAAUAGGUUUAUCAAUAUGUCUUUGCAAUGUGCUUUUACCUAAAUAUACUCCAGUAUAUAAUCCAUGGCAUUGUAAUUUGGGGGAGAUUUUGAUGCUAUGUGUGUUACAAAGUUGUUUCCUUUUUAGGUCCACAAACUAUAAGCAGGAAUUUUCACAAAAUUCAUGCUUUGACUCGGGACUCUCCUUGGAUUUUCACCGGCAUUCUUGCCAAUGUUUUUUCAUCACAAGUAGUCCCAGUUGGUACCUACAAUACGUUAAAGCUGUGCAUGUUACUUAGUCUUGUACAGACCAGCAAUGAAGACAGAGAUCCUGUGAAUUUUUUGGAUCUUCUUGUUAUAACAAGUGAUACAUUGACUGUUGAGAGGUUAGUAUAUUAUUUCUAGUACUUUUUGUUAGUGGGAAUACUUAACCCCAAAAAUGGCUGGGUGUGUAAGAAGCAGUGGCUAUUGGCUCAGUAUUCUAUGCCUGGGUGUGUAAGGAGCAGUGGCUGUUGGCUCAGUAUUCUAUGCCUGGGUGUGUAAGGAGCAGUGGCUGUUGGCUCAGUAUUCUAUGCCUGGGUGUGUAAGGAGCAGUGGCUGUUGGCUCAGUAUUCUAUGCCUGGGUGUGUAAGGAGCAGUGGCUGUUGGCUCAGUAUUCUAUGCCUGGGUGUGUAAGGAGCAGUGGCUGUUGGCUCAGUAUUCUAUGCCUGGGUGUGUAAGGAGCAGUGGCUGUUGGCUAUUGGCCUGGACGUGUAAGGCAGUGGCUAUUAGGUCACAUUCCGUGUGAUCUGUUGCUAUGGCCUGGUAAGAACAUCCUCCUUCAAUAUCAGGGGUGAUCAUAAUAGAAUGGAGUUGCACCAUGAGUGGUUUUUAUUUAAUGAUUCAGAUAACCCAAGACUAUGGGGAAUUAAAAUAAUUAUUUGUUUAACAAUGUUCUUAUUAAAUCAGGAAUAAUUCUGAAAUUCUUAUAAACUGCAGCCUUUGCAAGCCCUCCCCUUUUUUCUUGGAAGAGAUAUUCAGUCUCUAUACAGGAAAAUAACCAAACCGAAGUUUCUCAUUGAGAAGCCUCUGAAGCUAUUUUCCUGUGUACUUGCGCACAAAGACUCGUGUGUGCAUCAGCUUGUGCACACAUACACUGUGCCCAGCAUUGAGAAGGAACGUUGAUCUUAUCUGAGGUCUGAGAAUAUUUAUGUGGGGGAGGCUCAAGCAAACGUAAGCAGGAAGAAACUUUGGUUUGGUUGACAGCUAGGGGAGUGUUCCAUUAUUUAAUUUAAAAAGUGCCAAUUACUCAUGGAGAUCGUUACUUUUAUAAAAGGCCUUUUAAUAGACUACUCCUCACCAAUAAAGCACAUCAGCAAGCUGAAGUAUUUUCUGGGUGUGGAGUGAUCCUUUAACCCCUUAAGGACCAAACUUCUGGAAUAAAAGGGAGUCUUGACAUGUCACACAUGUCAUGUGUUCUUAAGGGGUUAAAGGCAGGUUGAAUUUAGCCUGAAGGUAAAAACCAGUCUCCUAUUUAAAUUAUUAAGAUCCCUGCCCAGCAGAUUGUUUGAAAGAAAUCCUACAAGUUGUAGUUGGGUUUUCCAUGUUCUGUUUGCCUGUAUUGUCUUUAUUUGAAUGAAACAGACAAAAUUCUUAUAUGGAGAAAAUAAAUCACGCAUUACCAAAGGUCAAAAGAGUACAAAAUAUAGAAUCUGAGAACCAGUUAUUCUACUAAUCUCAAACUAUCUAGUUCACAGUAAUCAUAGUCUUCACAUUUACAAACAUUAGAGUUUAACAUACAACAAUGCAUCCUACAGUGUUGUAAAUUAAUUGUAAAUUAAUCUAAUAUUUCUGUCCUUGAUCUGUGUCAUUUCCUCGUUAAGCUACUCAGACCUUUCAGUGGUAAUUAGGUCACAAACCAUUCAUAAUCUUAUUUUCACUUAAUUGGUAUAUUUGAAAUAUAUUGUGGAAUGUCUAACAUUGUGCUGUAUACAUCAUCCCACUUUGUGGAAAGUGUCUUAAAGGAACACUAUAGUCACCUAAAUUACUUUAGCUAAAUAAAGUAGUUUUAGUGUAUAGAUCAUUCCCCUGCAAUUUCACUGCUCAGUUCACUGUCACUUAGGAGUUAAAUCACUUUGUUUCUGUUUAUGCAGCCCUAGCCACACCUCCCCUGGCUAUGAUUGACCGAGCCUGCAUGAAAAAAAAAAAAUGGUUUCACUUUCAAACAGAUGUAAUUUACCUUAAAUAAUUGUAUCUCAAGCUCUAAAUUGAACUUUAAUCACAUACAGGAGGCUCUAGCAGGGUCUAGCAAGCUAUUAAUAUAGCAGGGGAUAAGAAAAUCUUAAUUAAACAGAACUUGCAAUAAAGAAAGCCUAAAUAGUGCUCUCUUUACACUUGCAGGGGUUCUCAACCCAGUCCUCAGGACCCCCUACCAGUCCAGGAUUUGGGGAUUACCUGGGUGUGUCUCAGGUGUUUAGAAAAAGGGAAAAAAACACCUUAGACUCUAAGGUGUUUUUUUUUUCUUUUUCUAAACACCUUAGACACACCCAGGUAAUCCCUAAACCCUGGACUGGUAUGGGGUCCUGAGGACUAACGUUGAGAACCCCUGCUUUACAGGAAUAGUUUAUUGAAGGCUGUGCAAGUCACAUGCAGGGAGGUGUGACUAGGGUUCAUAAACAAAUAAAUUUAACUCCUAAAUGGCAGAGGAUUGAGCAGCGAGGCUGCAGGGGCAUGUUCUAUACACCAAAAACUGCUUCAUUAAGCUAAAGUUGUUCAGGUGACUAUAGUGUCCCUUUAAGAUAACAUAUAGCCCAUAGCUGCAGGGUAUACAAUUGCAGCUCAUUUCCCUCAUUAUUGGUGUAAUUUUGUUUAAGGGUUCUAGAUAAUGGUAAAAAUUACCAAUGCCUUAAAUCAAACAUGUUCAAAAAGAAAAGUUGCAAUUCUCAACAAUUUUUGAACUGGACACACUUAACUAGCCAGUGUAAAUAUUUUUGUUCUUCAGACUUCUGAGUUACGGCAUUAGUCUAGUGCCACGUGGUGUGCGCCAUUUUGUAUCCAAUGAUAUGUUUGCCACAGUAUCGAAAGAUGACCAUGGAACGGGAACUGCUAGUAUCCAGGCUUGUAGUGCUCUGCUAGCCAAAGGAGGGGUAUGCUGCAUAGGAGAUAUGAGUUUGCAGAAAAAAGACAAGCUUGACCACCUCCAAUCAGGUAUAUUUCAGUUUGUAUGAAGAGGAGAUAAUAGCAAUCACUCAUUUUAUUUUUAAGUUAUUUCUAAUAAAGUUCGCAUACUAAGAUUAAAGAAAAUAUAUUUAAACGUCAGUGGUAUUAAAAUUUUUCAUGGGUGAUUCCAUCUCAUUACUAUUAAGCCUUGCAAUCACAUGAAACGUAAUGUUGAUGUUGAAUUGGGGUAUAUUUAUCUGGUGUGGAGAAUAACAGUCAUAAGGUUGGUAGAAAAUAUUAUAAAUUAAUCAAAUAUUGAACUUUACGCAGUGUCCAGGGAAAGGUAGUGAGAUAUUUCCCUGCCAUAAAAAAAGAUAUAGACAGUAAAAAACACUGGGAAGUGUGUUCCCUAAACCCAUCCAAAAAUAAGAUGGUGUUUUAGAAAAAAAAAAAUACUGGCCAAUAACAGGGUAUGCAUGUUCUUUCGUGAGUGUGAUUAUCACCCUCCUUUUUUGUUAGAAAAGAACUUUGAGGUGCAGAAAUCUCUACUGAAAUGUGAUAACUCCUCUUCAGCAGGUUUGUGAUCGCAGGAUUGUGAUCUCAUCUUGGUAAAAUUGUUGUCCAAAAGUAUCAGAAAGGUGAGAUUGUGAGUGCACCAACAGCAUUAAAUUAGAUAAGGGAUUUUUCUAAACAAACCAAAAGCGGAGUUGCCGGUGCACUAUCGCUAAUUCCUAAGGACAGAGGCAGCGCACCUGCCAAUGUUAAAGAAACACUAAGGUGUUAGAAAUACAAACAAGUAUUCAUAAUAAUAUACACUUUUUAUAGGUAACUGUCCCCCCUCAGAAUAUCGUAAAAAUAAAAUUUCUUUUGUCACAGCGGACCCCGCCUCCAUGGCUGAGAUCAUCAAUCUUGAUGAUCUCAGCCAAUUCAAUGCAUUGGGAAGCCAUUGCACGUGCAAGGCCAAAUGCUGUGAUGCAUCAAUCAGCAUCUCCUCAUUAAAUCAAUGCAUUUCUAUGGAGAGCAUUCAGCUUCUCCAUGCAGAGUGUGGAAAUGCUGAACGCAGGUCCUGCACACAAUGCAGCACUGAAAUAGGAAACACCACCAGUGGCCGUCUAAGUGAUGGCACCUAGAAGUGUUACUAGGCAGCAGUGUAAACACUGCCUUUUCACAGUGUUGAGCCUGCUAUAGACACUAGAACUACUACUUUAAGCCGUAGUGAUUCUGGUGAUUAUAGUGUUCCUUGAAGGCAAACCUCCAAAGGGGUUUUGUUUUGCUUAUAUUUUUAAGCUAAUGAAUACUAAUGCUAUUGCUGCUGCCAGAGCGUAUUGGGAAUUUGAACACAUGGUUGAUUUCUGUGUUUUUAUACUCAUUUUCCUUAACAUGUUUGUUAUGAAUAUGACUAUUUGCUUUAGUUUUGGAGAGCAGAAACACCACUGUGUUUAUUCCUGGAAAGAAGUAUGGCGAAGACGGUGACCAUCAAAUGUUUCUUCCUGUCCAAUGUAAUUUCUGGUCUUAUGUAUCCUACUCAAAGAAGCCUGUUCAAAAGGAAAACAAAGUGAUCGGUCAAGUGGUAUGUGUUUAACUAAUUCAAGGCUGUCUUGUGAAAUAUGAUGCAAACCAAUUUCUUCAUGAUAGAUGACGUGCCUGCAUUUGAUAAAAGCAUAAAGGUAUGAAAUGAACUGUAACCACCUGCAACAAUACUCAACUGAUAAUAGCUCUGUAGUUUUACUUUCCAUGCUACAGACAAUAAAAGUCACACCUUCUCAGUAACGUCCGCAAAAUCUUUUUCUGUCCAGGCUAGACUUGAGCAAAUCGAGAAAAUGUGUUUCCGGCAAAGCAUUUUUAUUUUUAUUUUUUUUGACGGCUGAAUAUUAAACAAAUGUUGGUUUAGCUUAGCAAAAUGUCAGUACCGAAAGCCAGAUUUGGGAAACAAAUCAGACUGGGAAAAAAAGGGUGCAAAAACUUACCAAUUAUUGUACUACAAAAUAUAGGAGCAAAUUUCUGCCAUUUGGUACACAGGUCAAGUGAAAAAAGUAACAAACAGCAAGAAAACAAGAGGAGCAGUAAAACAAACAUUAUAUAUAGUGCAGAAAGCAUAACUUUAUAAUAAUACAAUUAAUGAUGAAAAAUACAAACUACAAUGUAAUACAGAGUGGUAUUCUUAAACUAGAGUGAUCACCAUUGUAGCCAAUUUAAUGUCACUGCACUUCUGUUGGAUUCCAUGUUUGCAUUGUGUGACGAAACCGACCUCGCCACUGGGCAUUGGAGAAGACUGAUUGCUCGCCUCCUGCCAUGUGACUAUGGCCCCUGGGAUGUAUUGCUCUUUAAAGACAUGAUUUGGGGUCCCUGUGAUGUGUUUUAUGAUAUAUUUACUAUAUUUCUCUGCCUGUCAUAAUUAUAUUAACCAUUGUGUGCAAUAAUCAUAUCACAGGCAGAGGGGAGGAUUUUGUGUGGGAGUGUCUGUGUGUAUUGUACAGAUUGAUUGGUUGUAUUUCAAAACCCUGUGUGCAGUACUAUAUUUGUGGAUUGUGAAUAAAAGAGGCUGUAUAUGCCAGUACAGUCAGUUCUACUUCACCCUCAAUCUGAGUCCUGUCUUAUUGGGGGAAUCUGCUACAAGGGAUUGCUAUGCUCUGCAUAUUCCCUUGCUAUAAUCACUGAGCUCUUGUAAGAGCUUGUUCCUGCUUCACUCUCUUGGAGGAGAGGUUCACUCACUGGAACCUGGAGCCUUGUCGUAGGUCCAGGGUGGGUAGGAGACGGCGAGACCCCAACCAAGCUGAGGCGGUUCGUGGGGUCUACGGUGGUUGUGGUGUCUGGCGGAUCGCUUGGAGCCCUCUGUAAGCGCUAGGAGCAUUCUUCAACGGAGGUACCCAGUCGGGGUGCCAGGUGAUCCGUUACACAUUGCUUAGUCUUUCUUUGACAGCCCCUAGAAGACCACUAUAGUGCCAGGAAAACAAACUCUCCUCCUCCUUUGGUCGUCAUCGGCUGAAUGCGCAUGUGCAGCAAGAGCCGUGCGUGCAUUCAGCCAGUCCAUAGGAAAGCAUUCUCAAUACUUUCCUAUGGACGCUGGCGUCUUCUCACUGUGAAAAUCACUGUGAGAAGCGCGGAAGCGCCUCUAGCGGCUGUCAAUGAGACCACUACAGGCUGGAUUAACCCAUUCGGCAGGCAGGGUUAACCCUAGAUCAGGGGUUCUCAACGUUAGUCCUCAGGACCCCCUACCAGUCCAGGGUUUAGGGAUUACCUGGGUGUGUCUAAGGUGUUUAGAAAAAAAAACACCUUAGAGUCUAAGGUGUUUUUUCCCCUUUUUCUAAACACCUGAGACACACCCAGGUAAUCCCCAAAUCCUGGACUGGUAGGGGGUCCUGAGGACUGGGUUGAGAACCCCUGCCCUAGAUGGACCUGGCACCCAGACCACUUCAUUGAGCUGAAGUAGUCUGGGUGCCUAUAGUGGUCCUUUAAAUUUCACUAAUUGAUACUUGUCUGUGACAUUUCACAACACAAAAGUGCAGUAAAAUGAGAAUAAAUGAAAGUCUUCCUGAGACAAUUUUAUAUCUGUAUAAGACAAAAAUAAGAAGUAAUAUGUUUGGUAUGCUGAUUUCGUUUCUAUCUUGAUCUUUGGUUCAGUGAUGGCUGUUUGUUGGUUUUGAAUAAAGAACGUAAGCUCAAAGUUUCAUGUAUUAUUAUAUAUGAUUAGCAUUUGGCUGCACAAUGCGGUCAACCCACCUGUUAUAAGUGGUCCCUUGGUUUCUAUAGUAUAAUGAGGCACAAUUAGAAUUAUAGGACCUUCUACAAAAACUGAUGCUUCCUUUUCUUUCUGUCCUAGGAUUUAAGUUGUCUGCCUACUAAUCUAGUAGAUUCAUUUGGAAUGUUAGUUUACAUCAAUGACUUUUCACAAAGUCUCCAAAUUCUUCCACUUGUACAUCAUAACCUGAGUAGAGCUGUGAGCAAAACUAAUUCUCAUUGGACAGCCUCCCAGCAAUUCACCACACAGGACUAUGAAAAAGUGAAGUAUACAACCCCCAAAUUAUUGUUAUAAUUUUAUCAAAAUAUAUAUUAUUUAUUUUCUUUAAAACGUGUGACCAGAUUAAGGGGAGGAGGGAGAGGCCUACAGAUAGCCUCAGACUGCCAUCAUCCUUAGCCAGCCCAGGAUAUGUGGGUGUGUAUCUGUGUGUGUAUAUGUGUAUCUGUGAAUGUGCAUGUCAAUGUGUGUUAGUGUGCAGCUGCAUAUGUGUAUGUCAGCAUAUAUCCCUGCAUUCCAAUUCGAACAGCAGCACUACAUACAUACAACACACCAUUCCCAUCAGCAAUAACACAACAUGCAAUCAAAAGCCAACACUACAUACAAACACACUGUUACAAUCAAACACCAAACUACAUACAAACACACCCCUGUAUUAAAACUUCAACAUUGUAUACAAACUCACCCAUACAUUCAAACUACAAAAAUACACACAAAUACACCCCUUGAUUCAAACACCAACACCUCAUGCAAAGACACCCCUGCAUUGAAACACACUAUACACAAGUAUGCCCCUGCUUUCAAGGGGCAACAGUACAUACAAACAUACUACUGCAUUCAAAUGCUAACACUACAGACAAAUAGAUUACUACAUUCAAAACUCCAUACAUAACCAUGCUUACAAAAACAAAACCUGCAAGGAUGGUCAAAUGGUAGAUAAUUCCCAGCUAACAAAGUCCUUGGGAAAUGUAUGACAGAUGGGAAUAUACCUUUUGAUCACCAUUGCGCUGGGGGUGGUGUAUAGAAAAAAUUAUUGCAUAAGGGUCCUCUCUAUAUUAGUUCCACUGGGUUGAGUAUCACUGAUUUUGAUUAAUGUGGACGAUAUUUGUUUUUUAAAGAUCUGUAAAUUGUGGUUGAGUUAAUGCAAAAUUUCAAAAAUAGUGGUGGAGUUUAUACAAAAAAAAGGAAGAUUAAGUUUUCUAUAGUAGGUAUAUGUUGAGUGCAUUUCUAGGGUUUUUUGUGGCUAGAAAUGGGUGACAAUGAUAGUAUAUCUCAGCUGGAAUGUUGUGAGUGUUUUUUUGUGUGUGUCUGUGUGGUAUUUUUUCUUUCUUUCUUGUUUAUAAAGCCAUUGAGGGGUACGGUGGAUCUGAUGAUGCAUAGUUGGAUGUAUGAUAGAAAUGUCAAGUAAAAUUGUUACAAUGAAUGUCAACGGUCUAAAUACCCCUCAAAGAGAGGUUGUCUUUUGACAGAGCAUAAAAUUCAUGUUGCCAUGAUACAGGAAACCCACUGGGUUCUUUAGGGGGGAAAAUUCUGGAAGUUUAACAAAUACCCUAAUGUUUAUUCAGCCAAUCUAGUUGGACAAAAAAAAAAAAGAGUGGUGGCUAUUGUGGUUUCAGAUAAAGUUAAAGUGGAGGUGGUCCAUAAAGUCCUAGACAACAGUGUUUUUUUUCAUAUUUUAAUUGUUAAAUUAAGUGAUAUCCUAUACACACUAGUGAAUAUUUAUGCCCCAAAUAAAUCACUGCUGAAAUUUCUGAAAAAAACUUACAAGAUAAAGUGGAAUCUAUACAUUGUGGUAGAUUGAUUAUUGGCGGCGAUAUUAACUGUGUAGUCAAUACUAGGUUAGCUAGAGAUAGCAAACGAAUCAUAAUGAUCAUGAAUACACUUUUUCUCCUGUACAUGAGUCUUACUCACGUAUAGAUCUUUUUCUGGCUACUUCAAAUGGUUUGAAAUUUACUCAAAAUAUAGAGAUCGGUAGUAUUACUUGGUCCGACCAUGCCCCAGUCUUUCUGGAGGUAUCAAAUAAUGUGAAUUAUAAGAGUAGAAAAAGAUGGUGUCUCAAUGAAAGUUUGUUGGCUUCUAAUCUCGAUUUGGACCACCCUAAGAGGAACUGAGAGAUUUAUUGAUGUUAACGAUAAUUGGUUUGUCUCAUUCCCUACACUAUGGUGUACCUUCAAGUGUUUUGUCUGUGGGUUAUUAAUUAGACUUGGCUCCCAAAAAAAGGAUAAGAAGAAAAGCACACUCUCUGACUUGCACAUUAAACUCUCUAAAUCAGAGAGAUUGAAUAUGUCUAGGAUUUGUUCUAUAAGUACUAGUGAGAUUGAUAGAAUUAAAAAAGACAUAACGGAAUAAAAUCCUUACUUCAGUCAAUAAAGCUAUCAUAGGCGUGUGCUGAGUACACCCUAAUCCCCACGGCACGCCUAUGUAUUGAGACCAGCAGGAGAGAUCUCCGGAUCUCCCCUGUCGGCUCAUGCAGAGCCGGCGCUAUCCGAGUGCUGGCUCUGCUCUCAGCCUCCCUCCCCACAGCAGCAUGGAGGGAGGCAGGAGAGGACCCGGGGAGCUCAACCAGCAGCUCCGUCGGGUUCCUCUCGUGAGGUCGGAGAGUUGCCGCGGCAAUGCUCAGAUCUCGCGAGAGUGAACUCUAGCCCCGCAGGCUAGAAUUCACUAUCCACUAGACCACCAGGGAUGGCAGCAGCAUGAUCCCCCCUCCCUACAUAAGGUAAUAAGGGAGGGGGGAUAUUAAGUAAUGUACCCCCACCUCCACCGCCCACAAUCACCCACACACAUACAGCACAAACACACAUACAGUACACACACACACACACACACAUACAGCACCCACAUAUACACAUACACACAGCACCCACACACACACAGCACCCUCACACAUACAGCACCCUCACACAUACAGCACCCUCACACACACAGCACACAAACAGCCCCCUCACAAACACACACACCCAGCACCCUCACACACACAGCACACUAACAGGACCCUAACAAACACACAGCACACAAACAGCACCCUCACACACACAUCACACUAACAGCAUCCUCACACACAGCACCCUUACAUACACAACACCCUCAAACCACCCUCACACAGCACACACACACACAGCAGUGUGUAUGUGUGUAUGUGUGUGUGUGUGUGUGUAUAUAUAUAUAUAUAUAUACACACACACACACACACAUACAUAUACACGCGGCGUGUGUGUGUGCUUUAGGGUGCACACCCUAAUGCAAUAGGCUGCGCACGCCUAUGAAAGCUAUCCUAUAUUUAAAACAAAGGUGGUAUCACAACAACAAUAAAGUUGGAAAAUUACUAUCAAAUAAAUUGAAAAGUGAAAAGAAACAAAAAGUUAUUAACAAACUUACAGUAAAUAAUAAAUAAUUUUAUUCCCCUAUGGAAAUUGCUGAAAUCUUUUGUAACUAUUAUAAGAAAUUUUAUAAUCUUAAAAAUAGAGUCUCCCAAAGAUAAUAUUAGAAACUAUUUGAAUAAUCUAGAAAUUUCUAAAUUUAAUAAAGAUCUUCACAGAUUAAAUGAACCUUACGUGGAUGAUGUCAUCCUUUCCAUGACGAAUACUUUCCAUUCCUUGCUAUCAACAAUCGAUUUUUUUUUUUUUUUUAGUAAACAUUCCAGUUGUAAAAUUAAUAUCAAUAAAUCUCAAAUUAUGACUAAAGGACUUUCUAAGGAAACCUUGGCUGAUCUAAAAACACACUUCCAAUUUGAUUUUAGUAAGCCCUAUAUUGACUAUCUUGGCAUUAAAAUUACUACAUAAUUAUAUUAUAUAUUUGACAUUAUUUAGACAUGUUUAAAACAGUCUCAAAUUAUCUUACCUCUCGUAAAGGAUUAGAAAUUUCAUGGCUUGGCCGUAUCAGUGGUUUAAAUGCCUAUGUACUCCGUAGAAUAUUAUAUCUAUUUAGAACUAUUCCUUAUUAUAAAAUGUUAGCCAAAUGCGCAAAGAUGUUUGGGGAAUAUGUUUGGAAUAUGUUUGGAUGGGUAAAAAACCCAGAAUAGCAUAUAAUAUCCUUAACAAAAAUAACCACAAUGCUAGCCCACUACUUUUUUUAUUUAAACUCAAAUUCACAAUUUACCGAUUGGUAUUUUAUUGAAAAAACAGAGAUGAGAUCAUAUAACAUACUUUAUACAUUUUGGACGAACCUUCCUUUGGUUAAACUGAAAAUUUCUCAGAACCCAAUCGUGAAAGAUAUAGCAGCUACAUUAAUAAAGUUAAAGAAAAGAUUUGGUUUAAUUAACAGUAUAUCUUUAGAAGCCCUAAUUGAGACGCUUCCCUAUGAUAUAGUUGAUUUAAAUAUUAUACAAUGGAAAUCCAGGGGUAUGCUUAGUAUAUCAGACGUAAUAGCUGAAAGGGCUGUAAUUCUCUUUUACAAUUACAAGGAAAUUUCCGCCUUCCUAAUAAUGAGGUUUUCUCUUACUUAAGAAUGAAAAAUUACUUGACGAGUAGGAGUAUUAUUCCAACUCAUUGUCUUAAUGACAUAUUUAAAAAUUCUAUUGUCAAAAAAAAGAAGUUAAUAUCUAAGAUUUUGAGAUGUUUUCAUUCAUAUUUCUGAAAUACCGGAGUGGAGAAGCAUAAGGCACCCCCCUCCAUAAUAAAAUGGGAAUCUGACUUAGACUCCCACUUUCCUUGGGAAGUAUGGCUGUUGGGGAUUAAAAGCCUCUCUCAAAAUAUUCAUUGUAUGCAGUGGCGUACACAUGACCCAUGGGGCCCCGGUGCGAAAAUUGAUCCAGGGCCCCCCCCCACGCUUAAUCGGCGCGGGUCGGGGCCGCGACACAUGGCGGCGGGCACCUGGUCGCAGGGCUGCGACCCUGCGACCGUGGUAUGCACACACACUUAAAGGACCACUACAGACACCCAGAUCACAUCAGCUCAAUGAAGUGGUCUGGGUGCCAGGUCCCUCUAGUUUUAACCCUGCAGCUGAAAACAUAGCCGUUUCAGAGACAGCUGCUAGAGGAGCUUCCGCGAUUCUCACUGUGAAAAUCACAGUGAGAAGACACUGAACGUCCAUAGGAAAGCAUUGAGUAAUGCUUUCCUAUGGGCGGUUUAAAUGCGCGCGGGUCUCUUGCCGCGCAUGUGCAUUCGGAGCUGAGAGGCGGACACUGGGGAGUCCGACGCUGGAGAAAGGUAAAUGCUGAAGACACACACACACUCUCACGAACAGACGCAUACACACUAGCUAAUAGACACACACAUUUACUGACAGAGACACACUCAGCGACAGACAUACAUACACACUCACUUACAAAACAUACACUUUCACUGACAAACACACACUAUCAGACAUCAAACACACUCAGUAACAGACACACACAGUAACACACUCACUAGUAGACACACACCCAAUAACAGACACACUCACUGACACACACUCACUGACACACACACAGACACACCACUAACACAUACACUAACACACACUAACACACACUAACACACACUAACACACACAUACACUAACACACACACACACACUAACACACACACACACACACUAACACACACACACACUAACACACACACACUAACACAUACACUAACACACAUACACUAACACACACAUACACUAACACACACAUACACUCAACACACACAUACACUAACACACAAACACACACAUACACUAACACACACACACUAACACACACUUUUUAAAAAAUUUAAUCCCCCCAGCCUCCUUACCUUUUGGAGUGCUGGGGGGAUUCCCUCGGGUCCAGUGGUGCUGCUGGGCUCCUGGUCACUGGGUGGGCGGGUUGUCUGGGCGGCCGGGCGCCGAGGGAGCACUUUACACUCUGUGCUUCCUUCAGCUCCUCGCUGUCGGAUGCCGGCGCCGGAAGAUGACGCCAUCUUCCGCCCGCAUCAGUGCGGUGCGAGGGAGCUGAAGAGGAAGCACUGAGUGCUCCCUCGCGCGCCUGCCCCACCGCCACCUGCCCCUGGUCAGCUGGGCCAGCCUCGGGGGGGGGGGGGCCUGAGGUGGCCGCCUCCUGGGCCCCCCAGGAGAAGAGGCUGGCCCUGUGGCUACAUACCGAGUGGGCCGGGCCCGGUCGCAGCUGCGACCCCUGUGACCCUGGUAUGUACGCCACUGAUUGUAUAUCUAUUUUAGAAUUACAUUACAAAAUCAUCUACAGAUGGUAUUUAGUUCCCACCAGACUCUAAAAAAUGUGUAAGCAACUCCUCUGAUAUGUGUUGGAGAUGCCAAGCGGAGAAAGGAAAUCUUUUACAUAUAUCGUGGGAAUGUGCUAGCUUAGACUCGCUUAAAUCUCAAAUAAAUUCAUGUUUUCUCUAUCUUUUUUUUAUAUACAAAACUUACCCCACAUAUGUUUUUGUGGAAUAUUGAUUAUCCAAAUUGUCAAAAAAGCUACGAUUAUCUAAUGUACAUACUGUCUGCAGCAAAAUUGGUGUUGGCACGCAAUUGGAAAUCACCCUUAUUAAGCUGGUCAAACAUAUGUAAUCAAAUCACAUACCAAUAUAAUAUAGAACUAAGUUUUUAUUUUGAGAGAGGCUCAAAUUUAAAGAAUGGUGGUACCCAUGAAAGAAAUAUUUGGACCAUGUAAAGUUGACAACAUACUGAUCGCUCUUAGAUGGAUCCACCCCCAACGGCUUCAAACCUAUUUAUUUAUUUCUUCUUUUAUUUUUUGCACUUUUUUCAUUUUGUUUCUGUACGACUGGUAUGUAAGAAUGAAUGUUUUUAUACUUGUAUACUCACGGUAUAAAUAAUAUAAACAAUUGCGCUUCUGAUAUUGUACUUUAUACCUUUAAAUUUGUCUAUUUGAAAUUUGUCUUUAGAAGAGCAAUCAUUAAGAAAUUGUUAAUGAUGAAAUUUUCAAUAAAAACGAGAAGGAAAAAAAAGUGCAAUUUGAAGGUUUGGAGUGAUGUGAUAACCUACUGUCCUAGAAACUAUUGGAAAGGCCUCAUGCAUCCAGGGUCGAAUCAAUAUUCAGUCCCACCAAUUGUAGGUGUUAUACGUAACAAUAAAACAAAAUAUUCUGACGACAGACUCCACAGCUUUAUUAAUCCAAUGUUUGCUAAUGGUCCAAGAGCUGAGGCUGGGGGCAGUUGUUUUGUGUGAUGUUGUAAUGUAGUGCAGGCAAGGCAGAUAUUGCUAAAAUGACUAGAUAUUUGACCUACAAAAUAUGUUUAUGAUUAAUAUUCACAUUGCACCAGUCCUGCAGUGUAUACCAAAGAUUAUCACUUAAAACACAAAAGGGGUUCAGGAGAAAAAAUUGAUCCAAUUUUUUUAUACAUAUUUUACGUUGUUGCUGCGUUAAGUAUCAUUAUCAGAUUAUAAAUGAGCGGUUACAUUGAAUUCUUAAUUAAUGUUAUAUUAACUAAUCUAGCUUAUUGCCUAUGCAAAGAAUUUGCAAGUGAAUAUGAGUACCAGGGCAGAAAGACUGUUACACGGUUACUACCUAGCAAGCCGAAGGGUACGAAGUGACAUACAUGGAUCUAAAAUAUCAACAUCUGCGCUAAGGCAUCUGUGAGUAUAAUAUACAGUUUAUGUAUUAAACAGAUGUAAUCUACUGCUACCCCAUCUUCCAAAUAGGUACCUUUCUAAAAUCAUAUGCUAAACAAAAGUCAAUUAUCAAAUGCUGAACAAAUUGCUUAAAAGGAACACUCCAACUACCAUAAACACUUCAGUGCACUCUCAAAGUAUAUAAUCAAACCAUUUAGUAAUGGUUCAACUUUUUACCUGACUUCCGGCCAGUCUCCUCUCUUUGCCAUUACUACAUGCCGCCUCUCAGUCGGAAGAUCUCAGCUCCAUAUCUCCCAACAUUGUUAUUCUGGAAACUGGGAUGGGGUGCGUUGCCAAUGAUGAGGACCGCGUCACUAGAGAUUACCACAAUAGGUCUUGUCCAAAAGGGGGCAGGUCAGCCCUAAAAAGGGUGGGCCUGCCACCUGACAGGCAGCCUAACUACUACCCAGCUAUGAGGACAAUGCAGGGAGCGUUACUGGAGCACUCCGUGAAUAAUCCUAGUCCCCGCUGCACAGCACAAGUGCGCGUGUGCUAUGCUGCUCCGAAGCAUUUCCCUGGGGUCUCCAGAUGCAGAACAACAGGGAACUGAAGCGGGAUGGUAGACAGCAUCCCAAAAUUGUGAUUGUCCAGCCAAAAGCGGGACAGUUGGGAGACAUGCAGCUCUGAACAACUUUCCAAGUCAAUGGUGUUCACAAUUUGGCUAUUUGAGUCUAAAAUUUAAAAUACAGAAAUUGUUUUAAAAUUAUGAUGGCAUUUUUAAGAAGCCACAUUCCCCAAAAUGACAUCAGAUUGCAUGCAAAUUAUAAGCAAAGUAAAAUUCUUUAGCAAUUGUGGUCAUCCCUAGUGUAUAUGACAAAAAUGGUAAUUCUACGUCUGAAGUAAAAUAUACUGUAUAAUCUCUAAAACAUUUUAUCCCUCCAUAGGCUUCUUUAAAAGAUGAAUGUAUAAAUAAAAAUAAAUUUUCAUAUUAUAAGUUUUCCCAUACAUGAAAUUACCGUUUUACCCCUUUUAAUGUACUUGCUAUGCAUAGGUUUAACAUACAUAUUCAGGGCCGCCAUCAGGGGGUGACAACCAUAACGGUUGUCACGGACCCGGUGACCCUGGGGGGCCCGGCCACCCGUGCCCCCCCUUUUGGGGCCCAUCGGGUGGCCCACACACUUAGGGCCACCUGAUGGGCUCUAUAUCUUCAGGGGCCCGGUCAGCGCUGUGGCCAUGGUAUAGCGCGACCGGGCCCCUUUAAAAAAAAAUAAAAGCAGCGGCAAGUGCUGCUAAGAGGAAGUGGUCACUUCCUCCCAGCUCACUCCGCGCGGGAGGAGCGUGCGUGCCAGUGAAGAGGGAGCCGCGCCGACUCCCAUCAGCCCCAGCCACCCUCCUGCAAUAAAAAGGUAAGAGACAGGAGGGUGGCUGGAAAAUGAGCUGUGUGUUUGUGUGUAUGUCUGUAUGCAUGUAUGUCUAUUCAUUUCUGUCUGUAUGUCUGUCUGUCUGUAUGCAUGUAUGUGUAUGUAUGUAUGUAUGUCUAUGUAUGUAUGUCUGUCUUUCUGUUUGUAUGUAUGUAUGUCUGUCUGUAUGUGUAUGUCUGUCUGCAUGUCUGUAUUCUUGUAUGUGUAUGUAUGUAUGUCUGUAUAUGUAUGUAUGCAUGAAUGUCUAUGUAUGUAUGUCUAUGUAUGUCUGUCUAUGCAUGCAUGUCUGUGUGUAUGUAUGUAUGUCUGUGCGUAUGUCUAUGUAUGUAUGUCUGUCUGACUGUAUGCAUGCAUGUAUGUCUAUGUAUGUCUGUCUGUAUGUAUGUCUGUGUAUGUAUGUAUGUAUGUAUGCAUGAAUGUCUAUGUAUGUCUGUCUAUGCAUGCAUGUCUGUGUGUAUGUAUGUAUGUCUGUGCGUAUGUCUAUGUAUGUAUGUCUGCAUGCAUGUAUGUCUAUGUAUGUCUGUCUGUAUGUCUGUCUGUCUGUAUGCAUGUAUGUGUAUGUCUGUCUGUCUGUAUGUCUCUGUCUGUCUUUCUGUAUGCAUGUAUGUCUGUGUAUGUAUGCCUGUCUGUAUAUGUAUGUAUGUAUGUAUGUAUGAAUGUCUAUGUAUGUAUGUAUGUAUGUCUGUCUGUGUGUAUGUCUGUAUGUAUGUAUGUCUGUCUGUGUGUAUGUCUAUGUAUGUAUGUCUGUCUGACUGUAUGCAUGCAUGUAUGACUAUGUAUGUCUGUCUUUAUGUAUGUCUGUGUAUGUAUGUAUGUCUAUGUCUGUAUGUAUGCAUGCAUGUCUGAAUGCAUGCAUGCAUUUCUGAAUGCAUGCAUGCAUGUCUGUAUGCAUGUAUGUCUAUGUAUGUAUAUAUGUAUGUCAUUAUAUAUGUAUGUCUGUAUGUCAGUAUGAAUGUAUGUCUGCAUAUCAUUAUGAACGUAUGUCUGUGUGUAUGUGUGUAUGGAUGUCUGUAUGCAUGUAUAUCUAUCAGUAUGUCUGUAUAUAUGCAUGUAUGUCAGUCUGAAUGUAUGUAUGUAUGUCUGUAUGCCAUUAUGAAUGUAUGUGUUUAUGGAUGUCAGUGUCUGUAUGUCUGAAUGUAUGUGUGUAUGUAUGUCAGUGUCUGUAUGUAUGUAUGUGUCUUUAUGUCCUCAUGCAUGUGUGUCUGUAUGUAUGUUAGUAUGUGUCUCUCUGUCACUAUGUAUGCCUGUGUGUAUGUCUCAGUAUGUGUGUGUCAGUAUGUAUGCCUGUUUGCGUGUAUGUCUGUUUCAGUAUGUGUGUCUGUUAGUAUGUAUCUGUGUCCUUUUGUAUCAGUGUGUGUGUUUGUGUCUGUGUGUGUAUUCCUGUGGGCGGUAUUUGGAGGCGGACCCAGUGGACGGUAUUUGGAGGCGGGGCCCAGACCCUGAGCUGAGUUAGGGGCCCCAAAAUUUCUGGUGGCGGCCCUGUACAUAUUACACUAUUUUUUUAACCAAAAUUCUGAGUUAUCCAUUUCUUUUUUUCAGAAAUAAGAAUUUGUGUGUUUUCAAGGCGCUUUCAGUUAAUAAUUGAAUAAAAUGACAGCAGCUACCACACAAAUAGGGACUCUCUACCCUAUAGAUUAGUACAAAAAAGAUUAGGUGUACACUCAGUAUUGGAAAUUAAUGAUAAAAACCACCACUGGUGUGCAUAUGGAGCGCUUACAAAUUUGUUGACUCACCCAUAUGGGUUAACAUACAUAUGUAUGGAAAACGUGACUCAUAGCGAUAUAUCUGAAACAAAUGUAAAUGCAAGAAAUAGUGCAGAUAACGUUUUCAAUAAGUGCAGUGAGGGAAUAUUCUAUAUGGUCUCACUCACAUGUAGCAGAGCCCUAUAGGAUAGGCUCAGAUCUCAAUGGCCUGCGUGUGCUUAUGGUGACACAGUACCCAAUCGGUCCUCUAGGCGUCUGGAGAUCCUUAUGCAUACAUGAGAGAGAGAGAGAGAACAAGGGGAAGAGGAGAACCCCUAGUGCGGUCAAUCCCAAUGUACAAUGUCAAAUAGUGCAGAAAAAGUGGCUUCUCACCUGAUGUGGAGCCCUAUACCUGGCUCCUGGUGUGUAGGUGUCUGUGCCUUUAAGGGGGCAACUACCCUUCUUUAAGCAGCAACAAUGGAGGGUGGAUUCCAAAUAUAAAACAAAAUUUAUUAAAUAAAGUAGUAAAAACUUACAAGUAAAAUAUAAACAAAAUUGUGAGAAAUUAUAAAAUGUGGAAUCUUCAAUCCUCCAGCCGAAACAUGUUUCACUGUACCCAGACAGCUUUUUCAAUCGGUAAUAUAGUUGCUGCUGUUACUUGUUUAAAUACUUUGUACUUCCUCCUGUGUGGUCCUUCAAACUUCCCUCCCUCCAAUCCGCUGGCGUCCUUUUUCAUGAACAGCUGUGUUGUGUUAGUAAUGAGAAUGCUCCGGUCUCGGAACAAGUCAUGUGACCCGAAGCAUCACGUGCCGCAUCACAAAUUGGGCGUGUUUUCAAUGUAGGGCUCACAGUUCCAUAUCGUCCAUUUUUAAGUUGGGCAAAAUGCCCUUCCUUCAACCAAGUCCGUUCCUAUUUACAAGCCAGAUGCUCAAUUUGAGCGAUAUAUAAACGAAAAAAUGAAGGGAGAAAGGGGGAUAGUAUUAUUGUAUAUUGCUUACAAGUUAAUUCAUAAAAUUUACAUAUCAAAAAAAAUAAAAACAUCUAUUGUUUUUCAUUCAAAGUGACAGUACAUGCAUAAAGAUAGGUGGUGAAUAGGAGUGUGCUCUUUUAGGAGAAAUGCUGAUUAUUAUUGAAUAGGUCUCAAUUGUGUCAGCAGCUUAUCUUCAAUGAUGAUAUCAAUAUUAAAAUAUAUAUAUAAAAAACAUAUAAAUAUAUAGUAGGUUCCUAGCUGGUCUCCCAUACAAGUACUAACCAGGCCUAAGCCUGGAUGGCUUCUGAGAUCUGACGAGAUCAGGCAUUUUCAGACUGGUAUGGCCAUAGAGCAAAUAUUUAAAAUGUAUGAAACAUACUAAUAAAAAAAUAAUAAUUUAAGUUAAAAAAUGGCAUAACUCAAAAUCAUCAUUGAGACCAUUAGGCUGCAUGGUAUUCAGGUUAAAAAUCCAUUGCAUCUCCCUUUGGCCUAAUUUUUUAAUAAAAUCUCCCCCUCUCCAAUCGGGUGAUACCCUCUGAAUUGCAUGGAAUUCUAACUGGGUGGGAUCGCUAUUAUGUUUAUUUUUAGAAUGUAAGGAGACACUGUGCUUUUCAUAGUUGUUCCUAAUAUUCCUAAUGUGUUCCUGUACUCUAAUGUGCAACUUUCUUUUGGUGCGCCCUACAUAUACAAGUCCACAUGGGCAUAUCAAGAGAUAAAUAACUCUCGUGGACUGACAAGUAAUUAGCUCGUUGAUCUUAAACAUUACUUUUUUAUUUUGAGGGUGUGAGAAUUCUUUUACUAGUCUCUUCUUACUUUUUGAGUUCUUGCACGCACCACAGUGUCCACAACCAUAAAACCCUUUUGUUUCGUUGAAAAAGUCCCUAUUACAUCUUUUUAGGGGUAUAUGGUUAGAUGUUAAAGUGUUUCUUAAAUUCUUUACUCCUCUAUAAACAAUCUUAGGCUUCUCCGGAAGAAUACUAUUAAGGAGGGGGUCAUUUCUUAAAAUUGGCCAAUACUUUGAAACUAUUUUUCUAAAUUCUUUACUUUUACAGUUAAAGUCACAUAUAAGUCCUAUUGUUUGUGGUUCAACUUUAUUUUUAGUGUUAUAUUUAAUUAGAUCUUUUCUGUCCUUUAUUUUGACUUCUUCAAGGGCUUUCCCCAACAAUGUCUCGUUAUAUCCCUUUUCUCUAAAAUCUUUCAGAAUUUUGUGGGAUUGUUCUUGGAAUUUACAUUCCUCCGUGCAAUUCCUCCUUAUCCUGAGCAGUUGCGCUUUGGGUGCAUUCAGCAACCAUGGGGAGAAAUGGCAGCUAUUCUCCCUAAUGUAGCUGUUAACAUCCACAGGUUUGAAAAAAGUACAUGUCUUCAAACAUGCAUCCUCAACAUAAAUUUGGAGGUCCAGAAAUUCCACUAGAAUCUUGCUAUAAUUCGAGACUAAUUUAAUUCCCCAAUCGUUAUUAUUCAGAUGGUCCAAAAAAGAUAUCAGGGAUGUCUCGUCCCCUUGCCAAAUGAAAAAUAUGUCGUCUAUGUAACGGCGAUAGGCAACGAGGUUCGUGCUCCAACUACCAUCUUGGUAAAUAAAUUCUUGUUCCCACAGCCUAAUGGUCUCAAUGAUGAUUUUGAGUUAUGCCAUUUUUUUUUUUACAACUUGAAGUUUAUUCGUGUUUUGGUUUAGUCAAUUACAUAUCACAAAACAGUAUGGGUGGGGUAAUUGGAUACAAAAGAUAAAGGGAGGGGUGCAGGGUACAAGUUGCAGGUUACAGCGGUUGGUUUGUUAGCUUUAUUACACAUUUUACACUUUUUACACUUUUUGAUGCGUCACAUAGUUCUACCCUUGUUUUGGUCUGUUUUAGUUUCGGGUACUAGAGUCCUUUUGGGUGAAGGUAUUUUGUUGCGUACCUGGCCAGAUUACUAAUUGUCUCGUUUCCCGGUGGCGUUUGUGCCUUGUUAUUAGGUUGCGGUUAUUCUUUUUUUUUUCCUCUCUUCCCCCCUCUCCUGUGAUUACAUGUUGAUGUUCGAUACUUCGCUAUGUAUCCUUUACUGUGUGGUGCGUUCAGCAUUCCCUGGCAUGGAUGAUUGGAAGGGGGACGGGGGGGGACGAGGGGGCUGGUGUUAUAUCUUGUUACUCGUUUGCGGGUUUUUUGCCUUUUUCCCACAUCUCGUGGGCUUCCCUUAUACACGGGCGGGUUCCGAAUUGUGUCGUUGCCAUUAACUCAUAAGACCAAUUAAGGUCCAUUUGCCUCAUCAACUCGGCUAUUGAUGGUGUUGUGGUUUGUUUCCAUAGCCUGGAUAUCAGCAAGUUCGCUGAUAUUAGUGUGUGGUAUAUAAUGAUUUUAAGAUGUUUUGGGAUGUUGGUUGGUAGCAUGAAUAAUAGGCAUUCUUGUGGUGUGUCUACCCUUAUAUUAUGCGUUAUGUCGUUCAGGAGUGUGGACACCGCUUCCCAAAAUGGGCUUAUUUUGUCACAGGACCACCAGAUGUGAAGCAUCGUGCCCACCUCCCCCCCGCACCUCCAGCACUUGUUACUUGUGUGCGGCCAUAUGGCAUGUAGUUUUGCGGGCACUAGGUACCAUCGGUACAUAAUUUUGCGUUGCAGUUCCAAAUGCGAUGCGCACGCUGUUAGUCCUCUGUGGACCGAGUAGGACCUCUCCCAGAUUUCCCUUGGGAAUGUCUGACCUAUUUCCCUGUGCCAGUCUCUCUUGAUCUGUUCUAGUGUAUGCGCUUGUGUUAGGGUUAACUUAUGGUAUCCCCAUGACAUUGAUUUCUUUAGUGGUGCUAUUCCUACACAUUGUUUUUCAAAAACCGUCAUGGUUGCUUCAUCUUCUAUACCCGGUUGUUUGCUUAGUUUGCCUGUUAUAUAUGAUUUAAGUUGCAGGUAGGAAAAUGCGAUUGUGGUGGGCAGUGUGUAUUCCGUUUGUAUAUCUGGUAGUGUUUUCAGUUUGCCUCUGUCAAUGACCUGGUAUAUGUGGUGUAUUCCCCCUCUCUUCCAGGUGUCUUCACGGAAUGUAGGUAUUUCCAUGCCUAUUGUUUGUAUUGGUGUGGCCAGGGGUAAUUUGGGGUUGGACACCAAAUUGUUUCUCAUUGUGUUCCAUACCCUCAUCAAGUUCUGUGUGCUGGGUAGCAGGUUUUCUCUUAUGUGUUUGGGGCACUUCUGUAGCCAUAGUAUCGCCCUGAGGUUGUGUUGUGGGGCCCAGUGGGAUUCUAUUGCUACCCACUGCGGGGCUUGGGCCGGGCGGUUAAUUUGGGCUAUGUUGUGUAGAUAAGCUGCCCUACAGUACGUUGUUAGGUUUGGCAGACCCAGCCCACCUUUGCUCACUGUUUGGUGUAGUGUUCCUGCUGCUACUCGUACCUUUUUCCCUUCCCAGACGAAUGUGCUUAAUGAGUGUUGUACGCUUUUUAGAAACCGUUUCGGGACGGGUAUUUGUAGUGUUCUAAAUAGGUACUGGAUUUUAGGUAUGAGUGUCAUCUUUACCGCUGCUAUGCGGCCUGUCCACGAAAGAAAUUUACCUCUCCAUUUUUGUAUGGUGUCUAUGAUUUCUGUUUGUAUGCGCUCGUAGUUUAGUUUAAAAAGGUGUGCUGGGUUUUUGGAUAGCUUAAGUCCCAGAAACGUCAAGUAGUCAUUUCUCCAGUCCAGCGGGAAUGCCGUCUGUAACCUGCCCAAUAGGUCCGCGUUAAGUCCUAUCCCUAGAGCUUGCGUCUUGGUGAUAUUCAGCUUGUAGUACGAGACCUCCCCAUAUUCACGUAUUUGUGUCAUUAAAUUUGGCAGGGAUGUGAGGGGGUGUGUGAUCGUUACAAGGAUGUCGUCUGCAAAAAGGUUGAGUGUAUACUCUCUGUCUCCCAGGGUUAUACCCUUUAUGGACCGGUUUGCUCUUAUCGCUGCUGCCAGUGGCUCCAGCGCUAGGAUGUACAAUAGCGGGGAUAGGGGGCAGCCCUGUCGAGAGCCAUUGGUUAUUGUGAUGUGUUUAGAUAUAAACCCUGCAUUGAGUACUCUAGCUGUGGGGUGGGAGUACAAUGCCUGUACUGCCCUCAGGAAUCCCUGGGGGAACUUGUAUUUUUGGAGUACAGCUUGCAGGAAAGACCAGUUUAGACGGUCAAACGCCUUUUCCGCAUCCAGGGAUAGGAGGACCCCCCCCCCGGCUACGGAGUAAGCACUGCAUUAGGUCCACUACUUUUCUUGUAUUGUCCGACCCUUGUCGCCCAGUGGUGAAGCCCACUUGAUCGUCAUGUAUUAAUGUGGGGAUGAUGUGGGUCAGUCUAGUGGCUAGGAUUUUAGCAUAUAGUUUAGUGUCAGUGUUGAGCAAUGAAAUUGGUCUAAAGUUUUGACUGCAGGUGGGGGGUUUUCCUGGUUUGGGUAGAGUGACUAUGUGGGCCCCCAGCAUUUCCGCAGGUGCCUCUCCUUUUUGGGUUGCUGCGUUAAACAGGUGUGCCAGGUGUGGCGCUAGUAUUCCCGCAUAUUUCUUAUAAUAUGUGUUCGUAAGACCGUCAGGGCCGGGUGCUUUCCCGGGGGGUAAGCGUGUGAUGGCUUGCAGGACUUCCGUUGUGGUGAUGGGGACUUGUAGGGAUUCUAUUUGCUCCUCCGAUAGAGAGGGUAGGGUUAUGUUGUCCAAGUAGCGCUCUAUGUGUCCAGGAGUUGGAUGUGUUGUGUUAGGGUCUUGCUUUAGAUUGUACAGUGUAGUGUAGUAUUCGGCAAAAAUGUCGCUUAUUUCUUUUGGUGUCACUUUUUUUUCCCCGUGUGAGUUCAGCAGGUAUGGGAUUUUUGCCUUUAUGCUUUGUUGUGUUAGUCGUCUGGCUAAAAGUUUGCUUGCCCUGUUCCCCUGUGUGUAUUGUGUUGCUUUGAGUUUCCUAAGGCUAAAUCCCAUCUUCGCCAGGUCAUGUGUCUUGAUUUCCUCUAACUUUUCUUGUAUUAGUGUUUUUAACAGCGGUGUUGGGGUCAAUUGGUUUUGCUUAUUAAGGCGGUAGAGGGCUGUCAAGUGUUCCUUUAGUUUUGCUUGUGAUUUCUGCUUUAACGCGCUGGUUUUCCCUAUGAUCAAUCCUCUGAUUACUGGUUUAUGUGCUAGCCAUAGGGUUUCAGGGGAGGUGUCUGGGUGUGUGUUCGUCUUAAAGUACUGCUUAAUCUCUUCGGCUAAUUGCUCGCCGAACUGCUCGUUGUGUAGUAUCGAUUCGUUGAGCCGCCAGGGGCUGCGAUGCUUAUAUUCAUAAGCGUCAUGUAGUUCUAAGGUGACAGGGGCAUGGUCUGACCACGUGAUGGUGCCUAUGGAGCAAUCCUUUAGUUGGUUGAGGAAUGUGCCUUUUAUGUAAAACCCAUCUAUGCGUGAGUAAGUGUUGUGCGCUUGGGAGAAGAAAGUGAAGUCUCUCUCCUCCGGGUGCAGCACUCUCCAUGCAUCAUACAAAUCGUGCGCACUCAUCAGUUGUGUUAGAGGUUUGCAUUCCGGCGUCAGUGUUGCCGCUCUAGGUGUGUGGGUUGGGACCGACGUGUCCCAUCGUGGGUCCAGAAUAUGAUUCAUGUCCCCACAUAUGAAAGUGAUUCCCCUUUGUAGGUGUGCUAGCUGUGUGAGCAAUUUAUGUAAGAAGUUUCUUUGGUUUGUGUUUGGUGCGUAUAUGUUGAUUAUCGUGUAUUCCGCGUUGUUAAUUUCGCAGACCAAUAUUAUGUAUCGCCCUUGAUUGUCUACGUGUUCAUAUAUCAGCUUAAAGGACACAUCCUUACUGAUUAGGACUGACACCCCCCUUGUUUUGGACGUAUAGGUGCUAUGGUACUGCAUGGGGAAGUAUGCCUGCGCUAUGGUCGUCGUCUGCUUGAGGUGAGUUUCUUGUAGGCAUACCACAUCUGGGCGUACUCUGCGCAGAUCCCAGACUAGGCAGUGUCUUUUGACUGGGAUGUUUAACCCUUUUACGUUAUGGCAAUAUAUUUUCAUGUUUUAUGGGGUAUAUUGCUGUUUGGCAAUGCGGACCUAUAUCUGGCUGGGUUCUCCCUGUAUUCCUUCCUACUCUCCCGUUAGCCCUGAGACUGUACUUUUGUGUCGUGUCUUUGCCGCCCCUGGUCCAAUCGGCCGACUGGGUUUCCUGCGGUUUCCCCUGCGUGCUUGUGUUCCCUCUUUGCUGCCCAUGCUCUUCAGCUUUGUUCAGUACCCUGGGUUUUAGUACCCUACUGGUGGGGGUGGGAUGGGUGGGGUGGGUUGGACGGUGAUGAACACUAACGUAACAGGUGUUCAUAACAAACAAAUGAAGCAUUACAUCAAUCAACAUAUAUACAAGAACAAUAACAAUUAUUUGCAUUUCCCAAUGUAGGAUUGGGCACCAGCUAAAUAGUGCCGUGUGUGGACGUGGUUGUCUUGUGUGUUUCUGUGGGUAAGGGUUUAUGUGUGAGCUUGCUGAGCCCGAUAUUUGCUGUCAUGUUUCUUUAGGAAGCUGUACUUUAACUGCCCUGGUGUAGGACCUGGUAAUGCCUAAUUAUGGUGUGCAUCAUAAUGGCAGUAUACUUCUCCUUUCGUGGAUUUUUUUUUUUUUUUUUUGCGCAACACAUUUGUGUCUCUUUCUUGUCCUGAGUGGUGUGCUUUGUAAUAUCUCUGCCCUCUCGGUGGGCAAAAGUGUUUUUUUUUUUUAAGAUUUUCCCCGUGUUUGUUCCCUGUCGCCUGUGUGUCUGUCGUGUGUGCGUGGGUAUCUAGCAUUGUGUAUACGACUCCGUGGUGUGGUGCAAUGUCUAUUAUACUUGCGGCCGAGUUGUUGCCCGUCCGUGGCCAGGACUGCGGACUGUUGUACUUCACAGUCUUUAUUGUAAUUGUUCAGUUCAUUUCUUGGUUCUUUUCCAUUCCGGGGAUAGCCUGGCUGGUGCGGCCAUAUUCUUCCCCACCGGGUUCACUGGGAUGUUCCAGUUGCGCAGGAUUCUCCGUCCCUCUUCAGGUGUGUUGGCUGCCGUCACCGUACCAUUUCUCCGUAUCAGCAGACGGAUCGGAUAUCCCCAUCUGUAUUGGACGUUGUUCUGGCGCAGUGCUUCCGUGACGUCUUUAAAUUCUUUUCUCUUUUGCAGCGUGGCUGCUGACAGGUCUGUGAAGAGUUUGAUGUUUUUGUAUUUCUGUGGCAGAUCACGACCCCCUCUCGUAGCUUGGAGUAGUGCCUCCUUCACGUGGAAAUAGUGUAGGUGUGUGAGCACAUCCCUAGGGGUGUCUUGUGGUAGGAACGUUGGCUUCUGUACUCUGUGGUAUCUGUCUAGGAGCAGUACCUCAGCAGGUAAAUCUGGCGCCAGUUCUUUAAAAUAUCCGAUCAGGAAUGCAUGCAGGUCUGGCUGCUUCACCUCUUCUGGGAUACCCCGGAGCCGCAGGUUCUGGCGUCUAGAGCGGUCCUCCAGGUCCAUGACCUUGCGCUGUGUGUAUUCCAGUUGCUGUUGCAUAUGCUGCACUUGGUCUGCCACAUCAUUGUGUGCAGCAGUCUGAUCUUCCAUCUUUUGUUCCACGUGUGUCAUCCUGUCUCCCAGCUCCUGCACAUCUCUGCGGAGCUCUUUCAGAGUGCUCUGUAAGGAGGUUAGGAUUUUGGUGGACAUAUCCUCUAGGCAGUUUUGCAGAAAAUCUUGUGUGACCGGUAGAUUUUGCGGCCCAGGGGAGGACUGUAGUGGCACUGUGUCGUUCCCGCCGUCGCCAUCUUGGUCUCCGUCUGUGAGGCCUGCGGCUUUGGGCGUCGACGCUCUGGCUGCAAAAAAAACGGAACGGUCCGCUUUUUCGCCCUGCUUCUUCUUGGUUGUGUUAGCCAUGUUGCCAGGUCGCAGGUGGGUCUGUGGGAGCUGAUUAAUGCUUUUAUCUUUGCUUUGUCGGGCCAGCGUUAUGCGGAGCUCAGAUCCGAGCGACCAUCCGCAUUGCUCGUUAGGCCACGCCCGAGUUAUGCCAUUUUUUAACUUAAAUUAUUUUUUUAUUUUUUUAUUAGUAUGUUUCAUACAUUUUAAAUAUUUGCUCUAUGGCCAUACCAGUCUGAAAAUGCCUGAUCUCGUCAGAUCUCAGAAGCCAUCCAGGCUUAGGCCUGGCUAGUACUUGUAUGGGAGACCAGCUAGGAACCUACUAUAUAUUUAUAUGUUUUUUAUAUAUAUAUUUUAAUAUUGAUAUCAUCAUUGAAGAUAAGCUGCUGACACAAUUGAGACCUAUUCAAUAAUAAUCAGCAUUUCUCCUAAAAGAGCACACUCCUAUUCACCACCUAUCUUUAUGCAUGUACUGUCACUUUGAAUGAAAAACAAUAGAUGUUUUUAUUUUUUUUGAUAUGUAAAUUUUAUGAAUUAACUUGUAAGCAAUAUACAAUAAUACUAUCCCCCUUUCUCCCUUCAUUUUUUCGUUUAUAUAUCGCUCAAAUUGAGCAUCUGGCUUGUAAAUAGGAACGGACUUGGUUGAAGGAAGGGCAUUUUGCCCAACUUAAAAAUGGACGAUAUGGAACUGUGAGCCCUACAUUGAAAACACGCCCAAUUUGUGAUGCGGCACGUGAUGCUUCGGGUCACAUGACUUGUUCCGAGACCGGAGCAUUCUCAUUACUAACACAACACAGCUGUUCAUGAAAAAGGACGCCAGCGGAUUGGAGGGAGGGAAGUUUGAAGGACCACACAGGAGGAAGUACAAAGUAUUUAAACAAGUAACAGCAGCAACUAUAUUACCGAUUGAAAAAGCUGUCUGGGUACAGUGAAACAUGUUUCGGCUGGAGGAUUGAAGAUUCCACAUUUUAUAAUUUCUCACAAUUUUGUUUAUAUUUUACUUGUAAGUUUUUACUACUUUAUUUAAUAAAUUUUGUUUUAUAUUUGGAAUCCACCCUCCAUUGUUGCUGCUUAAAGAAGGGUAGUUGCCCCCUUAAAGGCACAGACACCUACACACCAGGAGCCAGGUAUAGGGCUCCACAUCAGGUGAGAAGCCACUUUUUCUGUACUAUUUGACAUUGUACAUUGGGAUUGACCGCACUAGGGGUUCUCCUCUUCCCCUUGUUCUCUCUCUCUCUCUCAUGUAUGCAUAAGGAUCUCCAGACGCCUAGAGGACCGAUUGGGUACUGUGUCACCAUAAGCACACGCAGGCCAUUGAGAUCUGAGCCUAUCCUAUAGGGCUCUGCUACAUGUGAGUGAGACCAUAUAGAAUAUUCCCUCACUGCACUUAUUGAAAACGUUAUCUGCACUAUUUCUUGCAUUUACAUUUGUUUCAGAUAUAUCGCUAUGAGUCACGUUUUCCAUACAUAUGUAUGUUAACCCAUAUGGGUGAGUCAACAAAUUUGUAAGCGCUCCAUAUGCACACCAGUGGUGGUUUUUAUCAUUAAUUUCCAAUACUGAGUGUACACCUAACCAUUUCUUUUUUUGUCUAUUGUUAUAUAGUUUACCAGACAAUUAGGUUAACCUAUCAUUCUAGAUCUACAAAUGACUUUACUGAUAGCAUAUAAAAUUGUUUUGUUUCAGAUAUCAAGUAAAAAAAUAAAUUGUUGGAUAUUAUUGGUUGAAUAACACUUAGUCUCCAUAUCUCAUUAGGUGUUCCAUGGCAGAAGCACAUGCAAAACUCAGUCUUAAAAACAAUGUCACAGAGGCAGAUGUUCUGAUUGCCGUUUUGUUGUUUGAAAUUUCACUUACUUUGAAACAUGGUAAUAUUUCACUUGAAAAUGUUAUACUUUUGAUUUUUUUACACACAUCUAUGAAUCAGUACAACACUGGAAGUAUUACAUAUAUUCCAUAUUUGAUCAAUGUUAUGGGGAUUAAUAAGUACAGACAUUAGAGACAGUUGGUAUUUGUUAUACAAGACCUGACAAGAAUAAUUAGCUGUAAAUGUAAUAUAAAAAUAACACAAAUAGAAGAUGUUAAAGCAGUAAGGUUAUGGUUUUGUAGCUGUUUUGCCUGAACUGUACAAAUUAGGUGAAUAAAUUAUUCUUGAAUUUCUUGGGUUUACAAAUUAAGGGACACAAGAUGACAAAAUCCCUUGUGCAGGGACCCCCCAUUGUUUGGGUUGUAUCCAUAGCACAUUUAACUAAGGUCAUAUCUUUAGCCAAAUGCUGAAUUCAAGAAUAGUUUUACACGUAUGCUAAACCAUCACAAUUAAAUAAGCUUAAUAUCGGUUUAAAAUGUAAUUAACAAUACCAAAAUAUCAUAUGACGUUUCUCGUCUUUGGGGAUGUUAAUAUGGUCUCAUUCUUUCCAUGUUCUGUUUGUCCUUGCUGAUAAGCCAGUUCCAUAACAUGGCAGAAUUAACCCGUGGGUUAGCCCCUCCCCUCACAGCAGAAAGGACAGGAAAUAGAACUCGGAAAUUGGUAUAUAUAGAUCCACCCAAUUUUCCCUGUUGUUAACAGAAGUUUGGAAGGAGUCUGCUUUAGCAGGCCUAGAUUUUUCUUUUAUGCUUACUAGACCAAUAUUUAUAUAAACACAGCCAAGGUUGAGCCUCUUGCCCCUGAAGACCCAGCAAACAGCACAUAUACAAGAAUUGCCUCCCUGGGUACCCCCUUUAGUGACUGCUGUUCUGACCUAACUCUCUCACUGUAGGUGACAGUGGUCCAUUAGAUACAUAAGGCCCACCAGCCUAAUAUAAAUUAAAGGGACACUGUACUCACUAUAACCAUUUCAUCUCUUUGAAUUGGUUACAGUGCCUGAAGUGCCCUGGCACUGUCCCUCCAUUCAGUGUUGCAACAUGUUCGUGCAGUAUGUCACAAAAUAAGAGUCCCUGGCCACCCACAGUCCAGCUCCUUCUGUAUGUGUAGCUAAGGCUUCCACACUUCCUUGUUGUCAUACCCAUUCAUACCGUCAGUUGGAGCUCUGACAGGCUAAAAGCAGUCAGCUGACACUCUCAGCCAAUCACAGCUGCCUAUUGCUGCUCAGGCUAACACUUCCUUAUUAGCCAAAGCAGCACAGAGGGGAUGGACUGACAGGGACUUGUUUAGCAUUAACACAUUAAAACAUUAAAAACUGUUUAAUGCUGAAAGAAAUGAUGGUACCAGGGGACUCCAGACACUAUAACCAGUUUAAUGAGAUGAAGCAGAUUCAGUGCCUACGGUGUCCCAUUUAUCUACCUCAGUACCAUUUAUCUACCUCAGUACAUCUGCUUACCACCCACUACAGCUCCUAAUCCUCCAACUACAGCUCCAUCCCCCUGUACUUCAGCCUCUAACCCCCCACAACUGCCCUUAAACCCCAAGUACUACUGUUAACCCUCCAAUACUGCCCCUAUCCACCACUACUGCCACAUUGUUGCUCCUAAACCCCCACUACUGCCCCUAACCCCCAACUACAGUUCAAUUCCCCCACAGCAGCUCCUAACCCCGACUACAGCCCCUCUAGUGUCUUUGAUCACCACUACAGCUCCUAACCCUUCACUACUUAUUUGCCUGGAGUGUUCCUUUAAGUGAUCUACCAGUGUCCCUCCUGAGAUUAGCUUCUGGAUAUUCCCCUGCAGCUUCAGGAUAUGUGAUUAAUUAAAUCUCUGUGUAUGAGGUGAUCAGUAUAUCUGACUGAUAUAUUGUUAGUAUAUUUACUGGUGUGGAGACACAGCCUCACAGUACACAACUAUAUAUAAGUAUACAACUGUAUGCAACCAUACAACUGUAUAGUUUCUGUAUGAUGUACUGUUAAGACACAGCCUCUGUAUAUGUGACUAAUAUCUCUUACAUGAGCUGUAUAUUAGAAUCUUUGUGUGCAAGUUAACGUUAAUACAUAACCCCAUUAUAUGUGAAAACCCCAGUUUGAAGCGCUUCCAAUUUUGCAACAAACUAGGAAAAGAAUCCUUCUUGACCCCAAAAUGGCAGUCAGAUAUCUCCUUGGAUCAAGCAGCUAUUACCCCACUAAUUAGAAAUUAUAUUCCUGUGUGUUAUGUUUUUACAAGUAUUUAUCUAAUUGCUGUUUAAACAUAUGCAUGGACUCUGAUAAAUAUAUGAGCUGAGGUUAAAGGAACACUAUAGUAUUAGGAAUACAAACCUGUAUUCCUAACGCUAUAGUGCCCUUGCCCCUUCCUUUUCCGCCCACCCCCCCGUCCCUCCCCCCGCUGCCCAUAUGCAAUAACAACUGAUAAAAUAAAAGAGUAAUUCACUUUUUUCAAGUGCAGAGGCUCCAUCGAUGCUGCUCGCCUCUCUGCCAACUGCAACGUCAUGGCCACCUUCAGGCAUGGUCUAAUCCAAUGCUCCUUGUAGAGGAGCACUGGCGACCUGAUGCGCAUGUGUGGCAAGUGCUUCAUGCACAUCCAAGCUUUCCCAUAGGAAAACUUUGUAUUUACGCAAUGGCCGAGCCUCUAGAUGCUUGGCUGUAAAGAUUUAACCAUACAAUGUAAAUAUUGCAUUUUCGUAAAAAAUUUAACAAAAUGCAAUGUUUUACAAUAAAACUGUUACCUGUAAAACAAAAGUAUUAUACUUACCAUAAGCUAUUGCUGCUCAAUCGUUUGAAAAGCCUCAUCAGCAACAUUUUGAAUUUCAGACAAUCAUUAAUCUCUAUGAAAAAAAAUUCAAAAUGAAAGCAAAUGCUGCUACUAAAAGUAACAUUUGCUUCAUUUUCAGUAAAAAAAUAAAUAAAAAGAAAUAUAUGCCUAAUAUAAGUUGUACAAGGAAGGUUUUAACCUCCCCCAUGCCCACACUCGCAAUGCCCAGAGUGGAGCAUCCCUUCUUAAAGAGAUGCUCCACUGCACAAAUACAAAUAAAUAAAAAUCCUUGUUAAGUAGAUAUAUCCCCAAUAAAAAAUCUAAACUUGCAUGUAUUUAAUUAUGCUUUCUUUCAUUGGGGGUAUAUCUAAAACAGUUUGCAAAACCUGAAGUUCUUUUGUCUGCUGCCUUCUAACCUCGCCCAGAGUUUCUGUGGCUGUCCAAUGCAGCUCAAUGAGAAGUCUUUGCCAGGCAGAUGCUCUGGGCAAUUGCUGCCACUUGAGUUUAGCUUCAAUGAGCUAACCAAACCAGGAAGUAAUAGGACCUGUUGUCUGCUAGAAAUUCAGGGGGUGUAACUAGGUUAAUUUAUAAAAGUGUCAACUUCUAUUAAAUUUUGCACUUUUGCAAAAUGAAAAAAAAAAACCUCUUCACACAAAGCUUUUCAGCAAGCUAAAGUGCUUUAGAGGUCUGGAGUGUCCUUUUAAUAACAAAUUGGAGACUGGGUUAUAUAAUGCUGCUAGUAACAUACAGGCAGGACCUGGACAGGUCUCCCCUGUGGCCUCAAAUGCAAGAACAAGGGAUGGACAAUGAUCUGUCCAACACCUAUGGCCCUACAAUGGGUCCCUAUUAAUUUAUUAAUAGUGCAGGGGGACAUUAUGUACCCCCCUGUGUCCCUAACCAUGGUCAGUGGUGGGGUUUAUAAUUAAUAUAAUGGUGGGGACUUAAUGUUUUCCUCUACCCCCAUCCCUGGGUGGCAGGUGGGGGCUAAUUACCAUAUUUUUCCAUGUAUAAGACUAUCCCAUGCAUAAGACAACCCCUAUUUUUUUAGCCCUAAAUUAAGAAAUCAAUAUUUUUAACGUCAAAUAGAACACAUUUUACAAUUUAGAGGUGACUUCUGGAGAGAAAAACACUUUUCUGAUUCUCAUGCCUCCCCUAUGCUACGGUACUCUGUGAAGUUAAUGGUGCCAUCCAUCUACAGCUCCCACAAUACAGAAGAUGGUGUGAGGGCAUGCUGGGACAUCACAGUAGUAUUCCCUCUGCUCCCUGAUCCAAUUUCCUCCCCCAUGAAUAUAAAUCCGAAAGUAAGACCUACCUGAGGUGGAGCAUACUUUAAUAUGGCUAAUCCUUUUAAGGUGUGGCAUGUCUCUGGAGCUCCGUUGGUGGUGAGUGCUGAUGUCUGCUGCAGCUCCCACGCAUAUAGGGACCUCUUCCUUCUUGCCACAGCAUUCAGAAGGGGAUCGUGGGAGGUAGGCCAAGUAUGUGGGCCGUGGCACACUGAAAUGUGGCAGGCGCCAUCUUAACUUAGGCCCCGCUCACAAGUGGUUUUUUUUUAACCCCUGCAGUGACAUUCCAUGUGUAAGAUUACCCCAAUUUUAGACCAAAAAUAUUUAGAAAAAAACAUAGUCUUAUACAUGGAAAAACACAGUAAUUAAAAAACGGGGAGGACUUAAUGUCCCCAGUGGCUCCCACUCCUGGUCAGUUGGUCAAGGCUAUAAUACCUGCAAACAGAAAAAAAAAGUACCAUCAGAAGUCUUCAUUUUUGUAAAUCUUUUCUUCAGUGUUUGACAUGUUUUUAUUUUACAAAUUUGUUAUUUCAAAAGCAAAGGGCACAAAUGUUAAACAUUCCAUAGCAAUGCAAAUAUAACAUGGCAGAGGCACUUAACAGUGGGAUUUUGAUCUUAACUGCUUCCAAACGAAAAAAGGGAAAAAUUAGCCUAUAUAAUGUGUGUAGGAACUCUCAAAAAAUGGGGAUAACCCCUAAAUGGUGAAUUACAACAUGGCAAAAAGAGGGGGAUAGAAUAAAACAAAAACAAAGCAAAAAGGAGGUACAAAGAAAAUUCAUAGUGUAAGGAAAAUUCCCUAUAACCUUGCACAAGAAAAUAAAAAAAAUUAACCUUUAUUAAUAACCAUUAAGAAAAUAAAAAUUUAAUUUAAACCAAAUUUCCUGCAUUCAAAUACUUAUAUUAGAUGGCAGAUAUUGCUAAAGUCAAUUGCCUAUAAUCAAAUUCUACUUUUAGAUAGCAGGUAUUUCUUACUAGAAGGCUAAAGUUGCAAAUGUAUCAAAUUAUUAGAGUAGAAAAUAUCAACAUUGUGAAUGCUGUAACGAAAUAAUAGCAACGAAAGGGUAGAUGUAUCCAGCAGUAAGACCUCCAAGCAUGAAUACUAAAGGGAUCCUAUGGUGCCAGGAAAACAAAGCCGUUUUCCUGGCACUAUAGGGUUAAUGGGUCCCCCCUCCCUCGCGCCCUACAGUGGGGCUGAAGAGUUUCAAACCCCUUCAAUCACUAACCUGAAUCCAGCGCCGAUGUCCCUCUGCGCUGGGUCAGGCUCUGCCCACGUUCCUCCCCCGCUGACGUCAGCCAGAGGGGGAGGGUGAGGACGUCCAGCAUCAGAUAACAGACCAAAAGUCACUUUGAAUUCCGGAAGCGCCCCCGCGGCUGUAUGCUAGAGGCAGAGGAAGACAGCCACUGUGGGUAGACUUAGCGCUGCAAUGUAAACAUUGCAGUUUCUCUGGAUAUUGUAGCACUAAGUGCAAAAGGGUCACAGCACCCGGACCACUUCUAUUAGCUGAAGUGGUCUGGGUGCCUACAGUGUCCCUUAAUCUGCUAGGAUCGAGUGAAAACUCCAAAGGGCUACAAAAGUCAAAUAAAUUGAUAUAGGAUAUAAAGUGCAACAGACUAAAAAAAAUACUCUUUUUAUCCCCUUUUUGCUUUGGUUUUGUUUUAUCCUAUUUCCCCCCUCUUUUUUUGCCAUGUGGUAACUCUACCUCCAGUACAACAACAGUACCCAUUCACAGUGCAUUAAAACAAACAUUUUUCUUUAGCUCAUCUGAAGGUGUUCGUGAUUGCAUAUAUUAUUAUACAAACUGAAAUGAAAACCAACAAAAAAUGUGAAGCUAUUGUUGUAUAGCUAGCAAACUUUAUCCCACUGAAUAUAUGCAUGGUGGGCACUGAGCAUAGUUUUCAUCCAAAGUUAUCACACCAUCUAGCACAAGUUAACAUAAAACUGACAUUGAAUUGUCUGUUUGCCUUGUAGGCGGCUCUGUGUUUUCUGUAUCUCCCAAUGCUCUAUUUCCUACUGAACUCUAUGAUGAGAAAUGUUUACACCAGAGAGAUGUACACCUGAGAGAAUAUUACCAGCAGCUACUUACAUUCAUUGCUACAUAUGGGCCUGGAACAUCAUCUUCUAUCUUUGAAGAAUAA
This is a messenger RNA of Pelobates cultripes (western spadefoot toad), 68728 nucleotides long. The record is from the annotation of a GenBank genome assembly. NCBI's taxonomy places the organism in Eukaryota, Metazoa, Chordata, Amphibia, Anura, Pelobatidae.